CUGACCAUAAAAGGAUAUUCCUUCCUGUUCUUCUGACCAUAAAAGGAUCUUCCUGUUCCUACUCUUAUCUUGGAGCAAGAGGUCACCAUCUCCAAGAACACCCUCUGGCGCUGUUCCCAGACUAGGUCUGUGCGUCUUUUGUGGUCAGGAUAUAAGAUAAGGCACAGACGUGUCUUCCCUGUUCUACUGGUACAGUCAAGGCCAUCCUUGCCAUCACAAACUGAUAAAGGAGAGGGCUCUAAGCACUUGUUUAUACAGCUGGGUUUCGGCUCAAGAGCUCAAGUUAAAGCAUUUUAGCUAAGGAAAAAUAGGGAUUUUGGUGCAGUUUCAAACUGCCUGCACAGUCAGUUUUGGGUCUGGGAAACCCAUUCCUUCAGUACAAGUGACAAUAAAGUAUUUCAAUAGAAGAGAUAGAGACAGGAUAAAAUAAGACUAAGAAGGUAAAGAGUAACAGGGAACCGCAAAGCAGGAGAGUGUUUCUCAUGUUCUCAGGCCGUGUUUGACGGUUUUCCUCUGUGGGCCACAGUGAGAAGAGACUGCUGGUCUAGGUGGGCCAUUGGCUAGGGUUGCUGUAUUUCAAAAAGCGAAAAUCCGGGGGGAAUCCGCCGAAAUCUACACUUCCGACACGGGUUGCCAUACGUCCGGAUUUUUCCAGACAUUUCAGCAAUUUCUGCCCAGACACUGUAUCUGAUGGGCGAAUCCUGGCUACGUCAGGGAAAUUCCUGACAUAUGACAACCCUACCAUGGGUCUCAUCCAGCAGACUCCCCUGAUCUUCCCAAGAUCCACCACUGUCAGGCAUGGAGAGUCCUCCCCUCCCUUCGGUAACUUCAUAGAUAAGAAUUAGCAAGCAGUUGACAGAUUUCUAGUCCUUUUAUUAUAGCAUCAUGUUGCGAACACAAAUACGCAGCUCUCCACAAGGAGGGCAACUGGCUCAUCUAAUCCUCCUUCCAGCUUCCGCUAUCUUUUUCAGCGCCAAUGGGAAGUUCCUCCCUCCCUCUGGCUCCUUUGCUCUCUGAUACGUUUGGACCUCUGAGUCCCUGGUGAGAGGGGGGGUGUUCCCCACGCUCUCGAGAGACAUCUCAACUAGCUGCCCCCUCCAUUCUGGUUCUGUUGUCACUAUAUCAAAACUGGGUAACUCCUCCCUAAGCUGUUCGGCUCUGUCUCUCUCUCUCUCUCUCUCUGCUUCUGAACACGCUGUGGACGGGAUUCUUCCCCCUCCAGCUCUCCAUCGGAGAGAAGCUAGUCUGCCAUAGAAUGCAUUCCCCAGUCCUCAUCUUCAGACCAUUCCCUGACAACCAUAGAUUCACAGUUGGCAAGGACAGGUGGGGAGGGGGCAGUAUCAGGAGACUCGGGGGGGGGAAACAAGGCCCCCGAUUCCCAAGAAAUGCUGACUUUCUUCUCUCUUCCAGUGCUGCCCGCUGUGCCCGAUGCUGACCAGACCUCCUGCGGCCUCUCUGGGUCACCCUCUGGGAUUCCCGCCCUCCACGCCUUUGCCAGCCUGCCCCUAACUAGCAAUGACCUUGUGGAACUGGCCGCCCGCCCCACCGCGCCCCCUUCCCCACUGCUACUCCUACCCCGCUCCUCCUGCUGCCCGCAUGCCUGCACCAUGACAGGGGCCCGGCAGCUGGAUUCCUGCGGAGGAGGGCUGCGUGGCCAGGAGCGUGGCUCGGGCUGAGGGAUGGCCUCGCUGGACCUGCCCUACCGCUGUCCGCGUUGCGGGGAACACAAGCGAUUCCGGAGCCUGUCCUCCCUUCGGGCUCACCUGGAGUACAACCACACCUACGAGACCCUCUAUGUCCUCUCCAAAACCAACAGCAUCUGCGAUGCCACCGUUUUCCCCCUGGCGUCCGACACCACCCUCCUGACGCCCGCAGCCCGCCGGGACAUCUUUGAGAGCACCUCCUUCCAGGGCAAGGAGCAGCGCUUCACCUGCGACCUCAUCGCCACCGCCACCACCGAGGAGCUGGACCCGUCGUCCUCGCCCGUCGCUUCCCGCUACGUCCACGAGAUCGAGAUCCCCCUGACCGAGAUCUUCACCCGCAAGGCCAUGACCUCGGCCACCACGCCUCCCGCCGCCGCGGCCGCUGCGGUGGCCGCUGUCGAUGCGGCCUAUGAGGAAGGCCUGACCCGCCUCAAGAUCCGGGCCUUUGAGAAGCUGGAGGUGGACAAGCGGCUGGAGAAGCUGACCGAGGAAGUGGAGCAGAAGAUCGCCUCCCAAGUCGGCCGGCUCCAGGUGGAGCUGGACCGCAAGAGCUCGGAGCUGGAGAAGGCCAAGCAGGAGAGCAUCCGUCUCAGCCGGGAGAAGCAGGAGCUGGAGGAGAGGGCCGUGGAGCUGUCCCGCCAGGUGGACGUCAGCGUGGAGAUGCUGGCCUCCCUCAAGCAAGACCUGGUGCAGAAGGAGCAGGAGCUGAGCCGCAAACAACAGUGAGUGAUGGUUUCUGUGGUGUCAGGGGGUCUGCUAAAGCAGGGGGUGAGGGGGUGGCCCACAGGCCUGAUCCGUCUUCCUUCACCCCAUCUUCUGAUUUUGCCAAUAGCAGCAGAGAAAAAUGGAAGUAUCAUUGAGGAAGGCAGAGGUUUAAACACAGGAAGGGAAGGAGGGAGGGAGGGAGGAAUCAUGGACUGGUUGGGUGCAGAAGAGUGGUGGGAAGAAACAGUUGGGGGGCCACCAGGGGAAGAAGGCUCAGAGCCUGGGAAAAGGUGGUGGGACGACAGUGAGCGGUCAGAGGGAGAGGACUGGGAAGAGGAGGUGUCGGAAACUGAAGUGGUAACAGGGCUUAGUGAGCGGGGAGAGUCUGUGGCAGAGAGCAGCCCAGAAUCAGAGGCAGGAGAGGAGGAGGAGACAGGUCAAGAAGCAGAGAUGAGUCAGGCUGACAAAGAGUCACAGGUAUUUCCCCCUCCUGCUGCGACCAGAUCCCCUCCCCACAAAAUGUGGAGUAUACAUUUCAUGAAAUAAAUAAUGAUUUAACAGAAGGAGAAGAUAGUGGUCAAUAAUAAUUCCUGGAAUACAAUCAGUUCCAGCAAAAAAUCAUACGUUGCAGAAAAUUGCCAUCCACAAGUUUGUCUUUUGACAUAAGUCAUGAAUGACCGCCAAGUAUAGGUUUGGCUUCUCUCUUGGAAACUUGUAAAGGAUGAGUGAGUUUUCCAGAUAUCACGAGAAACAAGACCUUCUUAAACCAGUUAGUCCUUCAUCCCUGGGCAAUGGUUGGCUGAGUGGUGACAGGCAACAGUUUUUCUUUUUUAGAAAAGUUUAAAGCAGUCACAGAGACUAAAUGAGGGAUUUUGAUUUAUUUAUUUUACUUAUUUCAUAAAAGUUAUACACCGCUUGAUUGUUGAAAAAGAAAGGUUUAUAUUAGGUAAAACAGUUUGCAGAAACAUCUACAAACCUACUUUAAAUCAAAGCAGAAUAUUAAAUCAUAUUGCCAUUUCCCCCUGGUGUCAGAAUAACAGGAUGGGGCCAGAUUCAUAGUCUUCGGAGAGAAAUGUCUUGGCAUCACAAAGCCUGCACAAAACUCUCUUCCGCUUUCCCUGCCCAGCAAAAGCCUGCUCAUUCUUUUCAGCUAGAGCCUGCAGUACACCUGCAUCGGAGUGCAGAAGGCAACCGGGUUUUCUUGGGGAAAUCCUUUUGGGUGGCCUCCCUCUCAGAAACGGGCUGCUUCACGAAGAAAGCAGAUAAUGUGGGAAGGCACACAGGGGCGGAAUUAAUAUUUGCAUGAUCUUAAGUAGAAAGAUAUCUGAGGAAAUGGAGAAUCAGAGGCAAUAAUCCCGUCUAAGAAAAUAUGGACUGAAAUUUAAUGAUCCCAAGGCACUCUUAGUAUCGCUCCUCUCUUGGGUAUCAGCCCAAACAAACAGUCAUCACACAUUCUCUUAGAUGGGAUUAUUGCACCUCGCUCUGAAUUUCCUCCGGUAUUUCCAGCUUGCUCAAAUAUUCAUUCUGGCCCUGUUUGCUUUUUCAGACUUUCUUCUCUUUGUGUGUGUGUGCGAUUGGCACUCAUUUUUCUCUGGAUUUGCAAAGAGUGAAGUCAUUCUCAGAUGUGGGCAAAAGACACACACACACACACACACACACACACACACAAAAUUCCUCUGAACAAUUCCUUCUGCGAUCUUCCUUUGUCUUCACAACGCCUCUCGGUUUGGUAUCGUCUGUGGAUGUAAACACCCAGACGUUUGUGCCUUUUCCUGCCUUCUUUGAAAGCAGGCGUUAAAUAAGACCAGACAUUUCCUACCAUUCCCCCAUUCUGAAUCUCUUCCUUUGUGGUCUAUAAGCCAACAUUUCCCUCAAGCAACAGCAUGUUCACCCCCAGAGGCUUAAAUUAAUUUUUCAAGUUGGAUUUCAUGCGUCGUUUUGCUGCGAUCGGAACAGAUUACGUCCCCUUUCUUCCCAACCUCCUCACAACCCCAUGGAUGCGAUGGGUGCCAGAUAGCGAGUCGUGUUUAGAUAAGCAAGUCAUUUGCAAGACCUCCCACCACAGUCACUUGAGCACAAGAGUUAAAUAAUUGUGUCUAUGGCAAAAUCCAUCCUGCCGUUUAGCCAAUGAAACCGGGGCGAGGGGCGGGACCCAAAGUUAGCCCAUGCCUAAUGAGUGGCAGAUGGUUGGCUGUAGAAAAAGAAUUCUAACCAAUGGGGUCGGUGGGAUUUAUCUAAAGUCUUUUUUCUUUUCUUUUUUUGAAAACAUUUUUAUUUGAUUUUACAAUACAAAAUUAUAAAACAUUCAAAUACAUAUCCAUAUACACAUCUGAAGGCAACUCUGUUUAGGGAAGUUUUUAAUGUUUGAUGUUUUAUCGUGUUUUAAUAUUCUGUUGGGAGCCACCCAGCGUGUCUGGGGAAACCCAGCCAGAUGGGUGGGGUAUAAAUAAUCAUCAUCAUCAUGAUGAUGGAAUAUGCAUAUAUCUGUAAGAUCAUCACUGUGAGGACUUCUUUGGAGAGCAAGAUCUCCUUGCUCAUAUCCUGUCCUCUACAAGGUUUGCAUUUCCUGCUAUCUUUUGUGCCACCUGCAAAACUUGUGAAGAAUACCCUCCCCAGCUUUCAGGAUGCUGAACUCAGACCCUCCAAGUGCACCUAUUUUCCAGAGACAGUCCCAGAUUUACAGAAGAUGCCCCAGUUUCUGAUUUGAUCCUGGAAUGCUCCGCUUUUCCUUACGAUGUCGCUAUUUUCAUCGGAGAAAUGUUGGAGGGUAUGGAGUGAUCUGACCCCAAAGCCAUAUGAAGGCAGCCCUAUAUAAGGAAGGUUUUUUUUUUUAAAUGUUUAAUGUUUUAGUAUGUUUUUAUAUAUGCUGGAAGCCACCCAGAGUGGCUGGGACAACCCAGUCAGAUGGGUGUAAUAAUAAUAAUAAUAAUAAUAAUAAUAAUAAUAAUGAAAUAGAACGAACCUAUUUUCAUUGGAAGGUCCGUAUAGUUAAAGCUAUGGUUUUCCCAGUAAAGUGGUACCUCGGGUUAAGUACUUAAUUCAUUCCGGAGGUCCGUUCUUAACCUGAAACUGUUCUUAACCUGAAGCACCACUUUAUCUAAUGGGGCCUCCUGCUGCUGCCGCGCCGCUGGAGCACAAUUUCUGUUCUCAUUAUGAAGCCAAGUUCUUAACCUGAAGCACUAUUUCUGGGUUAGCGGAGUCUGUAACCUGAAGCGUAUGUAACCUGAAGCGUAUGUAACCCGAGGUACCACUGUAGUGAUGUAUGGAAGUGAGAGUUGGACCAUAAAGAAGGCUGAUUGUCAAAGAAUGGAUGCUUUUGAAUUCUGGUGCUGGAGGAGACUCUUGAGAGUCCCGUGGACUGCAAGAAGAUCCAACCUCUCCAUUCUGAAGGAAAUCAGCCCUGAGUGCUCACUGGAAGGACAGAUCCUGAAGCUGAGGCUCCAGUACUUUGGCCAUCUCAUGAGAAGAGAAUCAUAGAAUCAUAGAAUCAUAGAGUUGGAAGAGACCACAAGGGCCAUCGAGUCCAACCCCCUGCCAAGCAGGAAACACCAUCAGAGCACUCCUGACAUAUGGUUGUCAAGCCUCUGCUUAAAGACCUCCAAAGAAGGAGACUCCACCACACCCUUGGCAGCAAAUUCCACUGUCGAACAGCUCUUACUGUCAGGAAGUUCUUCCUAAUGUUUAGGUGGAAUCUUCUUUCUUGUAGUUUGGAUCCAUUGCUCCAUGUCCGCUUCUCUGGAGCAGCAGAAAACAACCUUUCUCCCUCCUCUAUGUGACAUCCUUUUAUAUAUUUGAACAUGGCUAUCAUAUCACCCCUAAACCACCUCUUCUCCAGGCUAAACAUGCCCAGCUCCCUUAGCCGUUCCUCAUAAGGCAUCGUUUCCAGGCCUUUGACCAUUUUGGUUGCCCUCCUCUGGACACGUUCCAGUUUGUCAGUGUCCUUCUUGAACUGUGGUGCCCAGAACUGGACACAGUACUCCAGGUGAGGUCUGACCAGAGCAGAAUACAGUGGCACUAUUACUUCCCUUGAUCUAGAUGCUAUACUCCUAUUGAUGCAGCCCAGAAUUGCAUUGGCUUUUUUAGCUGCCGCGUCUCACUGUUGGCUCAUGUCAAGUUUGUGGUCAACCAAGGCUCCUAGAUCCUUUUCACAUGUACUGCUCUCAAGCCAGGUGUCCCCCAUCUUGUAUUUGUGCCUCUCAUUUUUUUGCCCAAGUGCAAUACUUUACAUUUCUCCCUGUUAAAAUUCAUCUUGUUUGUUUUGGCCCAGUUCUCUAAUCUGUCAAGGUCAUUUUGAAGUGUGAUCCUGUCCUCUGGGGUGUUAGCCACCCCUCCCAGUUUGGUGUCAUCUGCAAAUUUGAUUAGGAUGCCCUUGAGUCCAUCAUCCAAGUCAUUGAUAAAGAUGUUGAAUAAGACCGGGCCCAAGACAGAACCCUGUGGCACCCCACUAGUCACUUUUCUCCAGGAUGAAGAGGAACCAUUGAUGAGCACCCUUGAAGAAGGAGAAGACUCCCUGGAAAAGACCCUUAUGUUGGGGAAGAUGGAGGGCACAAGGAGAAGGGGACGACAGAGGACGAGAUGGAUGGACAGUGUUCUCGAAGCUACCAGCAUGAGUUUGACCAAACUGCGGGAGGCAGUGGAAGACAGGAGUGCCUGGCGUUCUCUGGUCCAGGGGGUCACGAAGAGUUGGACACGACUAAACGACUAAACAACAACAAUUUUCAUUGGAGAAAUGUUGGCGGGUGUGCGAACUAAGAGAGCAAUGACAAUUCUCUCGCUCGCUCUCCAUCAGAAAAAUCCACGGCUCUGCUCCCUGUGCAGGGAACUAUUCUCCCAAACAGCAAAUAUGUGGUUUUCACAUCAAGGAAGAGAAAACAUCAUAGAUAUUCACACAGCAUCCUUUCUCUGCAAGAGACGGUUUCUUCCUUCCCCUCUCGCCCUUGCGGUGCAACUGCUGCAAAGGAGCUGAGCGUCUCUCUACUGCCAUUCCAACAGAUCAGGAAGGAUCAGGCCCCCAGGGAGGCAGUCUGAAUAUUCAAGAGAACAGCGGCUGCCUGAGAGCCUCUUUAGAAACAGCUCCCUCUGGUAACUCCCACCUCCCUGAUCUUUACUUAAAACGGGCAUUUGCAUGGAGAUGGGAUCUGCACCUCGCUCUCAAUUAAAUUCACGCUGCAGGAUCAAGCAGGUUCCCACCAUCGCAGCGCCAAGGGAAUGUUCGGAAGGGUUGUUUGGCAGGAAGCGAGACUUUCUUCCUUGUGAGUUUUUGACACCCGCCAUGCUGUUUGCAAAAGUUGGUUUUAAUUUUAUUUAUUUUUUUAGUUUAAAAAAAUUACUUGUUUUUAUAUGAAAGGGGAAUAGGCUGCCUUUAUGAGCAAAAUUACGCCUUUCUUCCGUCUCGUGUUUCCGGCACAACUGUCUUUCUCCUAGCCAAUCCCGAGCAUGAGAUGACUAUGAUGUCAUCGCAAAGGAUGCCUACCAGCUGGUGAUGAUGUCAUCAUGCAGCCGGCUCAGAAGCCACACCUAUUUGAAGCCACACUUCAUUGCAAAUGAGAAAUUCCACCCCAUAAAUUCCCAGAGAGUUUUGGCUGGUGCCUUCAUUAUACAGCUCUUUAGACACAAAAAACGUUCCUUUUAACUAGCCUUUGGCCAAUUGACAUCCAAAGCCCUUUUAAAUGGGUUGUGGAAGAGGCAAGUAUUGGCUCGUUCCUGUUCUUUUUUAUCAUGUAUUUUGUGUUUUUUACAUUAUUUAUUUUGUGUUUUUUACAUUGUAAUUUUAUUUUGUGAACCACCCUAAGAUCUACAAGUAUAGGGAGGUAUACAAAUUAUUAUUAUUAUUAUUAUUAUUAAUAAUAAUACCUUUUGCUUUUUCUUGAGGUUUAAAUGAGAGGAUCUCUCAGCCCCGCUGCCACGUCUCGUCAACAGCCAAUUACGCUGAUGGACAGCUGGCUAUUAGAAAACACCGAGGAUAACGAUUUAGUCUCUUAUUGACAAUGGCCAGGAAUAAAUACCGAGGGUUUGGUCUCCAUGGUUUCCCCCUGAACUUGAACUUGCCAUUUCAGCUCUCCUCCCGCCAUGUGUCUGUCUCUUUCUCUCUCACACACACUUGUAGAUUUGAGAGAGGAAUCGUUAACAGAGGUGGUGGUGUUAUUUAAAUACUAACAAGGUCUAAGCCCCAGAACUCCUUUCUCUUUAAGCGCGCCUAGGUGACCCUAUCCCAAAACCAGUUGAUUCUGCUGGGAAGUACUUUCCCUCCCAGAAACAUUCAAGGGCACACAGUUAUUAUUAUUAUUAUUAUUAUUAUUAUUAUUAUUAUUAUUUAUAUCCUGGGCAGCUAACAUCAAAAUAUAGAUACAUUAAAACAUAAAAUUCAGCAAUCGACUGAAAUACAGCUUAUAAUCUGAUUAAAAUCAAAUAAUUUUAAUUGGCACCAACCAACCCCCAAAAGGUUAAAAGUGUGGCCCUCACUGUAACAACUUCAUGAUGAGUACCGGCAACUUGGUGAUUGAUUGAUUGAUUGAUUGAUCGAUCGAUAAGAUAAUACAGUCAUACCUCGGGUAACAGCCGCUUAGGGUUGCAUCUUUUCAGGUUGCGGACCGCCGAAACCCAGAAGUACCAGAACUGGUUACUUCCAGGUUUCAAUAAUCGCGCAUGCGCAGAAGCACUAAAUUGCGCUUUGCACAUGCGCAGAAGCACCAAAUCGCAACCCACGCUUGCGCAGACGUGCAGACACGGGUUGCGAACGCUGCAGGAUGUGAACAUGCAUCCCACACGGAUCACGUUCGCAAUCUGAGCAUCCACUGUAGUUCUAAAUGUGACCCAGUUUAGGGUAAUUUAUGUAGAAAUAGCUUGCCAACAAAGGUCCGUAUAGUAAAAGCUAUGGUUUUCCCAGUAGUGAUGUAUGGAAGUGAGAGCUGGACCAUAAAGAAGGCUGAUCGCCAAAGAAUGGAUGCUUUUGAAUUAUGGUGCUGGAGGAGACUCUUGAGAGUCCCAUGGACUGCAAGAAGAUCAAACCGAUCCAUUCUGAAGGAAAUCAGCCCUGAGUGCUCACUGGAAGGACAGAUCCUGAAGCUGAGGCUCCAAGACUUUGGCCACCUCAUGAGAAGAGAAGACUCCCUGGAAAAGACCCUGAUGUUGGGGAAGAUGGAGGGCACAAGGAGAAGGGGACGACAGAGGACGAGAUGGUUGGAUAGUGUCUUUGAAGCUACAAACAUGAGUCUGACCAAACUGCAGGAGGCAGUGGAAGACAGAAGUGCCUGGCGUGCUCUGGUCCAUGGGGUCAUGAAGAGGCGGACACGACUAAACGACUAAACAACAACAAAGCUUUGCAAUGGUUGGUCUUCAGCUAAGUUUAGACCUACUGAAGUCAAUGGACCCAGCUUAGUCCUGUUUGUUAAUUUCAGCGGUUGCAAUAUACGGGCAUACAUUUUGCUCAAAAGGUUGAAUAACCCAACUGUGCAGGAAGGAAGGAAAACGCCUCUCAGUUCGGGAAGAUCCCUAAACGCUCCCUGUAUGAAUGCGAGUGAUAACACUGGCCCUGCCAUCUCCUCUCUGCGCCCUGGUUUCUCGGUGACCCCCUGCCUCUAGCUGACCCACAUUCGGUGCCAAAAAUACUCUGACCUUUUCAGAACCCCCUGCAGGCCUGGCAACUGCUUGGAUGCCCCAGGGAGGCUGGUCUGUUCUGUGUGUUGGAGAGAGGAAGGAAGGAAGGAAGGAAGGAAGGAAGGAAGGAAGGAAGGAAGGGAAAAAAAUGAGAGCCUAUGUGGUUCGGAAACUUCAGCUGGUGCAGAAUUCAGUGGCCAGGUUGCUCACCGGAGCAAGACAGUUUGAGUAUAUUACACCGAUCCUGGUCCGACUGCACUGGCUACCAAUUAGUUUCCGGGCCGAAUUCAAAGUGCUGGUUUUGAUCCAUAAAGCCUUAAAUGGCUCAGGACCACAAUACCUCAAGGACCGCCUCUCCGCAUAUGAACCUACCCGGACCUUGAGAUCAUCUUCUAGGCCCUCCUUCGUGUGUCUCCUCCUUGAGAGGUCCUGAGGGUGGCAACACGAGAACAGGGCCUUCUCUGCAGUGGCUCCCCGUCCGUGGAAUGCUCUCCCCAGGGAAGUUCGCCUGGCACCUUCAUGAUACACCUUUAGGGGCCAGGCAAAAACAUUUCUUUUUAAACAGGCCUUUGGUUGACCUGAUCAACAUCCCAUGCCCUUUUAAAAUGUGGUUCUUUUUGAGGGGUUGUUAUUGGGUGAUUGCUGUUAUUUUUAUUUUACAUACUGUGAUCCUUUUCUGUGAACCGCCCUGAGACCUCCGGGUAUAAGUGGUAUAUAAAUUAAAUAAAUAAAUGAAUUAAGUAAGUAAGUAAGUAAGUAAGUAAGUGUCAGGCUAGGACCAGGGAGACCAGAGUUCGAAUCCCCGCUCAGCCAUGAAGCUAACUGGGUGCAACUUCAGGCCAGACACUGCUUCUCAGCCUAACCUACCUCACAGGGUUGGUUGUAAUGAUUCAAUGAGGAGUGGGGGGUGGGGGGUGGAGACCAUGUUUGCCACCUUGCUCUCCUGCCUCCUGCAAUAGCAGCACUGAAGUGACUUCCCCAGGGUGCAAGCCUGGAAGUCCUAGGCUGCCCAGACGGCAAGACCCCCCCCCUUUCGGCCUCGCUGAUGGGGUCCAAAAGAGAGAGAGGUUGUAGAGAAAUGGAAUUCAGAAUAUACAUACUGUACCAAUUGUGUAGCAGCUAUAAUAACAGGAACAGGAACAGGAACAGUAAUAAUAAUCUAGUUAUACCCCACCCAUCUGGCUGGGUUUCCCCAGCACUCUGGACAGCUCCAACAGAAUAUUAAAAACACAAUAAAGCAUCAAACAUUAAAAACUUCCCUAAACAGGGCUGCCUUCAGAAGUCUUCUAAAGUGAGAUAGUUGUUUAUUUCCUUGACAUCUGAUGGGAAGGCGUUCCACGGAACUGCAUGCUGAACAACUGCAUCAAAGUUUUGCAGCGUCGGAUGCCGCUGUUCACAGUCCAUCAGACACACUAGCCAUCUUCUAGGAUGUUCCGUUCCAUUUCUCUUGCUACAGGUUCUCCUGAACAGUCAUACCUUGUGUUGCGUUAGGUUCACGUUGAGUCUUUUCGGCUUGCGAACGCAGCAAACCUGGAAAUGUAUACUUCCGGGUUUUGCCAAGCGCAUGCAGAACCAUUCUGCGCACUUCGCAAAUGCGCAGAAGCACUCUGUCGCUCUCUGCGCUUGUGCAGAAGUGCCGCCGUAGUUGGGAACUUUUGGGGGUGUGAAUGGCACCCCGGAACAGAUCGUGUCCACAACUAGAGGUACCACUGUAUGCCAAUAAAGGAGAUAGAUGAUAGAUAGAUAGAUAGAUAGAUAGAUAGAUAGAUAGAUAGAUAGAUGAUAGAUAGAUAGAUAGAUGAUAGAUAGAUAGAUGAUAGAUGAUAGAUGAUAGAUAGAUAGAUAGAUAGAUAGAUAGAUAGAUAGAUAGAUAGAUAUAGAUAGAUUAAAGGAAUCUUAACCACAAUUCAAGUUUGGUUUCUGAAAACCACACGUUCCUUUGCGUCUUUCUGUGUAUUAUAAACCACUGUCCAGCGAAGGGUCCUUUAACUCUUCCAGCUGGGUGUUACAAAGUCAGAGGAAACUCAAAGCAAAAAUUUGCUGGAAAAUGGGAUGGUUAUAGAAGAUAUGUUCAAAAAUACAAUAAUAGUUUUGACUCUGUGCUAGCAUUCGAGUGAUAAAAGAAGUAAAAGGAGGUGGAUAACCAUUAAGGAUUUAUUAUGUUUUCAGAAUGUAUUGGAAAAUUUAUAUAGAAAUUUUGUGUACAUUCGAUUGUAAGAUAAAACAUAUGCAAAGGGACUGGACAGGAAGUCAAAAUUGAAGAAAAGAUUUUGUAAGAUAAAAGGGGGAAACUAUUUACUUUCAUUAUUAUCAUUUUUAUGUGUGUGUGUCUGUACAUAUGUGUGUUUUUAUAUGGAAUGCUUGGGAGGAAAUAAGACGGUAAAUAACAAAUACCAAAAAAAUCCUGCCGGGUGUCACAGUUUGCCUGUCUCUCGCCUUCCUCCCCGCAGGGAAGUGAUCCAGAUCGACCAGUUCCUGAAGGAGACGGCCGCCCGUGAGGCCAACGCCAAAGUCCGCCUCCAGCAGUUCAUCGAGGAGCUCCUGGAUCGAGCCGACCGGGCAGAGAAGCAGCUGCAGAUCAUCAGCAGCAGCUGCGGGACGACCCCCAACUGCAGCCUGGGGAGGUGCAGCGUGGCUGGAUCCAAGAGCACAGGAAGACCGGUACCCGAGCGACGCCCGUUCUAAGCAUAUAGGAAACUGCUCUAUACUGAGCCAGACACAUCGGUCCCUCCAGCCUCAGUGUUGCCUACGCUGACUGGCAACAGCGGCUUUCAGGCAGGGUUCACUCCCAACCCUGCUUGGAGAUCCUGGGGGUUGAACCCAGGACACCUUGACAUACGAGGCCAAUGCCGUCCCUCUGAGGGGGCAAUUCUGCCUAGCAAAUGGCUCUGGAAGGGGGAGGGAAGCAGAGCCAAGAGGGGAUUGACUGGGCGUGGGUGGGGUAUGGUCUGAGGACAAUGCCAGGGGCCAGAGAGAGAGCCUUGCGGACCACACCUGAGGUUCCCUACCCGUAAAUUAUAUUUAAUACCUCAAGGACCGCCUCUCCCCAUAUGAACCUACCCAGACCCUGAGAUCAUGUUCUGAGGCCUCCUCCUCGAAGGUCCAGAGGGUGGCAGGAAGAGAGUUUGGAUUUGAUAUCCCGCUUUAUCACUACCCGAAGGAGUCUCAAAGCGACUAACAAUCUCCUUUCCCUUCCUCCCCCACAACAAACACUCUGUGAGGUGAGUGGGGCUGAGAGACUUCAGAGAAGUGUGACUGGCCCAAGGUCACCCAGCAGCUGCAUGUGGAGGAGCGGAGACGCGAACCCGGUUCCCCAGAUUACGAGUCCACUGCUCUUAACCACUACACCACACUGGCAACACGAGAAACAGGGCCUUCUCUGCAAUGGCUCCCCAUCUGUGGAGUGCUCUCCCCAGGGAAGUUCGCCUAGCUCCUUCAUUAUACACCUUUAGGUGCCAGGCAAAAAAACAUUCCUUUUUAACCAGGCCUUUGGCUGAUCUGAUUUACAUCCUAUGCCCUUUUAAAACGUGUUUUCUUUUUUUGGAGGGGAGGACGCUAUUGGGUUGUUGUUUUUAUUUUUGUUAUGUAUUUUGUGGUUUUAUAUUCUUGAUUUUAUUCUGUGAACCACCCUGACACCCCCAGGUAUAGGGCGGUAUAUGAAUUCAAUAAAUAAAUAAACAAAUAAAUUUAUAUAUUUUUUCCUGCAUUGCAGGGGUUGGACUAGAUGACCCUUGGGGUCCCUUCCAACUCUGCAAUUCUACGCUGCUAUGGUUUAAAACAUGGGUAGGCAAACUAAGGCCUGGGGGCUGGAUCAGGCCCAAUCACCUUCUCUAUCCGGCCCGUGGAUGGUCUGGGAAUCAGCGUGUUUUCACAUGAGUAGAAUGUGUCCUUUUAUUUAAAAUGCAUCUCUGGGUUAUUUGUGGGGCAUAGGAAUUCGUUCAUCCCCCCCCCCCAAAAAAUAUAGUUUGGCCCCCCACAAGGUCUGAGGGACAGUGGACCAGCCCCCUGCUGAAAAAGUUUGCUGACCCGUUUUAGAGGCAGGAAUCAUGUAUCGCCAGGGUCUCUUCUGUGAUGCUCAUGUGGGGGUGCAAAAGUGGGGUGGAAAUGGUUCUGCUCAAGCACUUUGUAAUCUCAUCCAUUGAGGGGGUGAAAGAGUCUUCUGAUCCCCAGUUUCUUGUCUCCGCAGAGAGACAGGCACUCGGUUCCCGGAGCAACAGCACACAGUUCGUACGCGGUUUCCAACCAAAGAUCAUCUUCCAGCACCGGGUGAGGAAUUGUUUGUUUGUUUCAUAAAAUUUAGACACUGCUUGACUGGGAAAACAUACAACCGUUCUCAAAAACGAUAAAACAAUAAAAUUAACCAACAAAAAAUGAGAACAACAAUUUAAGUGAAAAUACAAACAGGCUAAAAAAACAGAUGAAAACUCGCAUCAACCUUCAAAACAUCUGGGUAAAGGUAAAGGGUAAAGGGACCCCUGACCAUUAGGUCCAGUCGCGGACGACUCUGGGGUUGCGGCGCUCAUCUUGCUUUAUUGGCCGAGGGAGCCAGCGUACAGCUUCCGGGUCAUGUGGCUAGCAUGUCUAAGCCGCUUCUGGCGAACCACAGCAGCGCACGGAAACGCCGUUUACCUUCCCGCUGGAGCGGUACCUAUUUAUCUACUUGCACUUUGAUGUGCUUUCGAACUGCUAGGUGGGCAGGAGCAUGGACCGAGCAACAGGAGCUCACCCCGUCACGGGGAUUCGAACCACCGACCUUCCGAUCGGUGUGGUGAUCACACAGGGUCCCCGGACGUUUCACCGUCUAUUGAUCCCUGUGCCACCACGUUACUUCUCGCUGCCACCACCCAGGCCCUACUUGGUACAAUACUGAGUCCAGUCAGGGUGAAAUUGGAAUAUAAACUUCUAUUUAUUGCCGUUUAACAAGCGUGUGGUUUCAUAAACGGUAUUGGUCAAUUGCAAUCAUGGGCUGCCUAUCCAGACCUAUAACUUCUGCUACCUGCUCUCACUCACUAAACCACCUCUCAGAUAUUUACUUGUCUUCCUAGCCCCUAACUGUUCCUGACUUAGCUUAUUUCACUACACUAACUCAACCUACCCACAGACUCUAUCCCAAUUCACUCCCACUCCAACCAACCACCCAGCUCCCAACGAACUCCAUCCCUUCGUCCCUCCCAGAGCUGGUUUUAUAGUCCCUCUGACUUCACCCCCUGGGUUCUGAUUGGGCAACCUGUUUAACUAUUUCACCAUCACUCUCAUAUGUUAACGUCACAAUCGGCAAGCCCUAGGCUCUGUGGUUUAGACCACAGUGCCACCCACGUCCCUUGUCUAAAUGGGAGUGUUUUUAGCAGGUGCCGGGAAAAGUGAUGUGAUGCUGCCUGCCUGAUAUCAAUGGGCAGGGAGUUCGAAAACAUAGUUCUUACAAAUACAGAAUAGGUAUUGGCCCAGAACAGAAAUGGGGCAGGCCAAGGGUUGGUCUGGAUGGCCUUUGGGUGCCCCUUCCCGCUAGCGUUUCCCUUCUGUGCUUCCAGAGCCUCUAGCCGUGCCAAAGCCGUCUCCCAGAGCUCCGGCUGCUACGACAGCGACAGCCCCGAGCUGUACCAGGCAGACGAGAACGCCGACGGGCAGUCCUACCAGGGCGGGCAGAACCGAAGUUCGGACAGUGCUUUCGACAGGCCCGGUGGGGUGAGGGCUUCGGGUCUCCGCAGGCAGGCCAUCCAGAACUGGCACCGCCGCCCUUACCGGAAUAGCACCGAGGGCGAAGAAGGAGACAUCUCUGACGUGGGCUCCAGGACCACCGAGUCGGAGGCCGAGAUGUGGGAGACCGAGCCCCCGGCAGAGGCUCAGCAGGAGAAUUUCUCUAGGUCCAGAAACAGCUCGAGGCUGCAAGGUGAGUCUCCUCUGUUGCGGAGAGCAGGGCAUGGUGGAUUUUCUUCCAUAAACCAUGUUUAUUACAACAUUUAAGGCAGCUUCUAUUGGGUCAGAGCAACAGCGGCCAUUGGGAACCCCCAAAAGCAAAGUCCGCGGGCCUAGAAAUUCUGCUGCUUUUGCCAUCCAUCUGCCUCGAGAGAGCAGAGUUGAAUUCCUGACCCCCAAAACGUAUUUUUAAGACCCCUCGCUGAUUAAACUUGCCAAAAUUAAGUCUCCCUCCUUAAGACGUGUUGAUGUUUAGAGCGUUAAUUUUUGUGUGUACUAUUAUAUUCCAAAAGAUUGUUGACUAUUGCUUUAUUAGAUACAAGUCAUUCGUUUUAAAGUUAUGUUUGAUAAUGACUUCCUGCAUUGGAUCAGAUUGUUGUAAGACGUGUGUCCUUUGUUGUAUAUGUUGUUGCCACAUACCGCCUUGUGUAUUGCAGUACAGUCAUACCUCGGGUUACAGAGGCUUCAGGUUGCGUUUUUUCGGGUUGCGGACCCCUGAAACCUGGAAGUACCGGAACGGGUUACUUCCAGGUUUUGGCGGUUGAGCAUGCGCAGAAGUGCUAAAUUGCACUUUGCGCAUGUGCAGAAGCACCGAAUCACAACCCAUGCAUUUGCAGACACGCCGCUGUGGGUUGCGAACGUGCAUCCCACAUGGAUCACGUUCGCAACCCAAGUGUCCACUGUAUACGAAGGCAGUACACAGGUACCUCAGUUUUCGGACGUCUCCAUUGCUGAACUUUUCAGCUUUCGAAUGCCGAAAACCCGGAAGUAAAUGCUUCCAUUUUUGAAUGCGCCUCUGAAGUCAAACGGCUUCUGCUGUGUGUACCUGUUGUUUUUCACAAUUUUCUCUACUGAAUUGGCAGGCCGCUCGGCCUUGUAACAUUUCAGAAGUCGAACGGUCUUCCGGAACGGAUUACGUUCGAAAACCGAGGUAACACUGUACCUACAAAUUAAAAAAGUGAAAGGAAAUGGAAAAUGGAAAAAAAAAAUGACACGCCCUAAUGUGCCCAGACAACUUUAUGGAUCUCUUAUGUCACAGCCAGGUCUGAAGGAGGGAAGGCAGUCCGGCCUGAGAGAGGCAGCCCGGCUCGCUCAAACGAGGUCAUCAGCCCUGAAAUCCUCAAGAUGCGAGCCGCUCUCUUCUGCAUUUUCACGUAUCUCGACACCAAGACGCUGCUGAGGGCAGCCGAGGUCUGCAAGGACUGGAAGUUUGUGGCGCGGCACCCUGCCGUGUGGACCCGGGUGCUCCUGGAGAACGCCAGGGUGUCAUCCAAGGUGAGCCAAAGUCUUGAGAUUGCUGUGGCUUACUGGCUUUUGUUGUCUAUUUGUGUUGUUUUUCAAAAAAUAAUUUUUAUUUGAUUUUACAAGCAAAAAGUUGUAACAAUACCAAAUACAUAUCCAUAUAUAGAGAUUUCUCUGAAUUCCUCGACUUCCCUCGAUGGGUCCUAUUGUCAACAUUUUCAACUGCGUAUUAUUACAGAAUCCAUAUUUUGUAUCUUUCCAUAUUGUCCAUCAUAUUAGUGACAUUACAAGUGUUGUUAAAAUCCUGCUAAUGUUUUCAUCUGCUUACAGUGGUCUCCUAAGGUAGAUUAUAAACUUUCCCCAUUCUUUCUUGAAAUUAUUGUCUUCUUGGUUCCUGAGCUUUCUGGUCAGUUUUGCCAUUUUGGCAUAUUCUAACAGCUUAAUUUCUCAUUCCUCUCUGGUGGGGAUUUUAUCUUCUUUCCAUCUUUAGGCUAGUACCAUCCUUUUUUUGUUUUGUUUUGUUUUUUUAAAUUGAACUCUAUGAUCCAAAUAUUGCGCCCAUUUUCUCAUAUGUGUAUCCUGGUUCUGAUCCAAGUUUAACCAGAGCUUAUAGGAUUUUGAAGUUAUGCCUGUAUCCAAGUGGGAGCUAAGCAGAACGUCAGGGCCUGAAAGGAUAUGGAAGAGUGGCGCUUGCCUGGCAUUUAAUGUCCCUUGUCCUUCCACAGUUCCUGGUCAUGCUGUCACAGUGGUGCACCCAAACACACUCCCUCACCCUCCAAAACCUCAAGCCCCGUCAGAGGGGAAAGAAGGAGACCAAGGAGGACUACAUGAAAAGCACACGGUGAGUCAGACCCUCCUGGCAAGUCGGUCAGGGAAACUGACAAGCUAGAAGGUGUGCAGAGGUGGGUGUCAGAUGCUGGUGGUGGUUGCUCGUGAGUAGCCAGGCAGGACUCCGACGUGUCUUUUACAGGUUUUAUUGUGCAAACUAUUUACAGUGCAGAUCCACAAAGUUCAUGUCUGUCUUAGUCACUUGCAGAAUCCGGGAGUGGCCCCUUCCGGUUUCUCCCCCAACAUAAGAACUUCGACACCCCAACCCUCCUCCUCCCCUCCUUGCGUUUCAUCCCUCUGCACAAGCUGGGCAAUGGAACUGGCGUGCAUCCCUCCUGGCCAGCCUGGCUAGGUGAGGUGCUGGGGCUCUCAACAGCGUCCUUGAGCCCUUCCCCCUCUUCUCCACUGGAGGUGUGGCUUUUCCCACCGCUGGAAGAAGAACUGCUCCUCAGGAGUUUUGGAGGCUCUCUGUAUCCCAACAGCCCCCCUGCCUCCCUCCCCUGUUCUGAUAGCAGUCCCCUGACAGUGGGCAACCAAUAUAUUCAAGGGUCUGGAAACCAAGCCUGAUGAGGAACGGUCGAGGGAGCAGGGUAUGUUUAGCCUGGAAAAGAGGAGGAGACUGAGAGGAGCUAUGAGAGCCAUCUUCAAAUAUCAGGCUUAACAUGAGUCCACAGUGUGAGGUAGCAACAACAAAAAGCUAAUGCUAUUCUAGGCUUCGUCAACAGAAGUGUAGUACCCUGGUCAAGAGAAGGAAUAGUCCCACUCUAUCCUGCCUUGGUCAGACCACACCUGGAAUACUGUGUCCAGUUCUGGGCACCACAAUUUCAGAAGAAUGUUGACAAGCUGGAAGGUGUGCAGAGGAGGGCAACCAAGAUGAUCAGGGGUCUGGAAACCAGGCCUUAUGAGGAACGGUCGAAGGAGCCGGGUAUGUUUAGCCUGGAAAAGAGGAGACUGAUAGGAUAUAUGAGAGCCAUCUUCAAAUAUCUCAAAGGCUGUUGCAUGGAAGAUGGAGCAAGAUUGUUUCAUCCUGCUCUGGAGUGUUAAUGGGUUGUUCUUAUUUUGAUUUUAUAUAUUGUGAUCUUUUCUGUGACCUCUGGGUAUAGGAUUACCAGACGUCCCAUUUCCUGGGGACAGUCCCUGGGUUUGCGAAUAAGUCUCCGGACAAAUUCCAUCAACGGAAUGUCCCCGGAUUUCAUCUGAUGUCCCCGGGAAAUGCAGUGGCGGCAGUCUCAGCAGCCUGGAGCAGUUGGAUCUGGCUGGCUUCAGGAGCUGCUCGGAAGUCCCCCUAUGAUGGUGUUGCAGGGGCUCAAAGACGCAGCUUCCGGGCUGCCUCCCCCUUCCCUGACCCCAGCAACUAAGCUGCGAAGGGAGGCUUCAUGCUGCCUGUCGGAGCAGCCUCCCAACUCCUACUUGCGUGCAAGCAGGAGCGGGGCAGGGAUCUCUCAGCUGGGAAGGGAGGCUUCACGCUGCCUAUCAGAGCUUGUGUGCAAGCAGGAGUAGGAAUGGGACUGGGGCAGCUCCAAUGGAAAGGUAGGCAUCGCGCUGCCCGAGCCUCGCCGCCACUCUCAGCCCUCCUUCUCCGCCUUCCAUGCCUGACCCACCUCGCACCGCUUCCCCACCACCACUGAAGAACCAACAACUCAGGGGCUGCCCAGGCUCAUGGAGAAAGGAGAUAGAAGCCUCAGAGGAAGAGGAAAUGUGAGGUCAAGGCGGCAGCCGCCCCUCUGCCACCGCCAUCACUGCAGCAACAGCGGUGCCAGAAAUCGCGUCUGCACACGCGCAGACGACGAAAAUCGCGGACGCUCACACAAUCCAGCCCACAGGGGGAUCUCCGCGGGACCGAUCCGGCCCAGGCAAGAUAAACCUUGCCGACCCCUGCUCUGAAGGAAGCCAUCAUCAGCAAUGUCUAGGCAACACGAUGGCCAUGUACAUAUGCAAUAAACAAUGUUUUAUAGAAUUCCUUCAGACCCUAACAAAGUCCAAAAUGAAAUCUAUCGUCUUAAAGUCUCUUAAAAUCUUUAAAUGAAGUGAGGUACCAGACUUUGUACAAUGAAAGACUCAUCUUAUUUUGAAUGAAUGUAUGUAAAUGAAAAUAUCAAUUAUUAUUACAUGAGCACUGUUCCACAGCAUUUGAUAUAUUCAUUUACAUACAUUCAUUAAAAAUAAGAUGGGCUUAUGAAGCAAUUCCAUAUCCUCCCACCACGCCGACGAAGAAUUCUACGAAACAGUAGUCAAUAUCCGGAAUCACCGUUCAGUGUUGGACAUCAUAUUUGCUGAAUACACAAAGCUUCACAGCUUGUCUUUCAUCGUACAGUCUGGUGCCUCGCUUCAUUUAAAGGUUUUCAGAGACUUUGAGUCUAAAGAUUUCAUUUUGGACUUGUUAGGGUCUGAAGGAAUUCCAUAAAAGAUUGUUUAUUGCGUAUGUACAUGCCAUCGUGUUGCCUAGACAUUGUUGUCGUUCUCUUUGCAACGCAGGGGUUGGUUUGGUUACUUACUGAAGGAAACCAUGGCAGUUAAAGACGUAUAAAACUGCCCUGGGUUUUGUGGUGCAAAGAUCUGCCCCGGCUGCCUUCUUCCCCUUCGCCAUUUGGACAACUCGAUGGUAGAGCACAAGACUCUUAAUCUCAGGGUUGUGGGUUCGAGCCCCACAUUGGGCAAAGGAGUCAUGUAUUAAAGGGGGUUGGUCUAGAUGGCCCUCGUGGUCCCUUCCAACUCUACAAUUCUGAUGAUAUGGACCUUUCCUUCACAGGGGCUGCCUCGAAGCUGGCCUGGAGUCGCUGCUGAAGGCCACCGGAAGCAACCUCUUGAUUCUCCGGAUUUCGCACUGCCCCAACAUCUUGACAGAUCGCUCCCUCUGGCUGGCCAGCUGCUACUGUCGAGCGCUCCAAGCCGUCACCUACCGGUAGGCGGACAGAAUGCAACUCUCUUUUUAAAAUAAUAAUAAUAACAAUAACAAUAAUAAUGGCAUUUUUAAAAAUUUACAUAUACCAAAAAGAAAAAAACAAUACAUAAAAGAAAAAGGAAAAGGAAAAGAAAAAGAGAAAAAGAAAAAGAAAGAAAGAAAGAAAGAAAGAAAGAAAGAAAGAAAGAAAGAAAGAAAUUUGUCAAAUACACAAAAUUAUUCAAGGAGUACAAACCAUAAUUUGAAUAAUCUAUACACCAAAUUCCUAGAAAGAAAUUACCUUCAUGUUUCUCCUUUUCUUUUUCAUUCUUUACAGUCACUUUCUUUCCUUUUCACUAAACUGGUUUGAGUCCCUUAUAUGUUUAUUCACUUCCCCCUAUCUCUAUGCGGCUUCAACAGUCCUCUUACAUUAAAAUUAUCUGUAUUCAACCGUUGAAAAAGAAAAAUCCCUUAUAUCUGUGGAAUUAAUGUAGGCACAACCGAGUGUUGUUUUUGGAACAGUAUUUUGUCAGGUAAUUUUUAAAACAAUCCCAUUCCUUUUUUUAACCAUUUCGCCUGAGUGGUUUCUUAUUAAUUCUGUCAUUUUGGCAGGUUCGCGACAAAAUGCGGUUCUCAACCAAUUUAGAAAUGUGGCAGUGAGGUGCAGUGGUUAGAGCACCAGACUAGGGCCAGGGAGAGAGCAGGGUUCAAGUCCCGGCUCGGCCAGGAAUGAAUCUCUCUGCCUCUCAGCCUAGCCUACCUCACAGGCCUGUUGUGGGGAUGAAAUGAGGAGGGGGAGAAACAGAAAGAAACACAAAAAAAUCAGAUAAAACACCGGUAAAUAAGAAGCAGAACCUAACCUUGUUUUCCGCUGGCAAAACUGGACCCUAGGCAGAUUCUCUUUUUCUUUCUUUCUUUUUUUAAUUUACAUUUUAUUUAUUUGUUAACAUUCUUAUAUUACAUCGGUAAACGUUGCCAUAUUACAUUACAGGACUUACUAUAAUAUAAUUUCCAACAUGUAUACAAAAAUUAUAUACAAAUUUUAUAUACCUAGAAAGAAAAUGAAACAAAAAAAAAGAAAGAACAAAGAGGGGAAAAAACAACACACACCCCCAAAAUCAUACACAUACCAACACACUAGACUUCCUGUCUUUCCCGUUGUAUAUUCCUUUUUUACAAAUGAAUGCACUCUUAUUAUUGUAUAUUUCUUUACAUAUUAUCUAAUGCAUUCCUAUAUCAUUAUGUGCUCUUAGUCUUAUUUCUCAACUCAGUCUCACUCCAACGUCAAUCAAAUGCUAGCAUAGAUAGCGAACCUUUGCUGUAUUUUUUAAUGUAUGUUUUAUAUCUAUCCCAUUUUUCCAUAAAUUUUUGUUUUGAAUUGCCUCUCAGGGUAUUUGUUAACUGCGCCAUUUCAGCAAAUUCCUGUAGCUUGAAAUGCAAGUUUGUUAUUGUCGGGGCUUCUUGUUCCUUCCACCCCUUUGCCACCACAGUCCGAGCUGCGGCCUUUGCAAAGACCUUCCUGAGUGGGAGGUCUUCAGCCAAAGAUUUUUUUCCCCCGCUGUCAAUGGGCAUAUAUGCAAAGCCACUUAAUUACUGCCGUUUAUGCAAGCUGGGUGGGAGGCCUGUAGCCAACGAUCGGGCUAGCCCGUCAAUCGGCAUAUGCAAAAUUACUUAAUUACUGUAAUUUAUGCAAGCUGUAGAGUUCUUCUUUUUCUUCCCUGUCUUGGCAUCAGAUGUUGUCGCCUGGCCACAGAAUUCUGUGCUGCAAAUGGAGGAAAAACACAAUUGGAAAGAAAAUCCUAGUAUGGCUAGGGAUCACACUUUUUAGAUGCAAUUUUUAAAAAAUAGUCCUACCUAUAGUAGCAUCUGGAGAGGCACGGAAUGUUUUCCUGGCAUCAAGAGAAGGGCGUGUGUGCUUUGCCAGCUGAUCUUCUGUGUGUCUGGCUGAGCUAUUGUUUUGGGAGAAAUGAUUGCUUUUCUGGAUCCGGGAGGAAGAUGCAGCUGUGAGGUUUGGUGGGUGAAAGGGAGCAGAGUUUUGUUUGCUUAGUCAUUUAGUUGUGUCUGACUCUUCGUGACCCCCUGGACCAGAGCACGCCAGGCACUCCUGUCUUCCACUGCCUCCCGCAGUUUGGUCAGACUCAUGCUGGUAGCAUCGAGAACACUGUCCCACCAUCUCGUCCUCUGUCGUCCUCUUCUCCUUGCGCCCUCCAUCUUUCCCAUCAUCAGGGUCUUUUCCAGGGAGUCUUCUCUUCUCAUGAGGUGGCCAAAGUCUUGGAGCCUCAGCUUCACGAUCUGUCUUCCCCUUAAGGAAUAAAUAAUUUUUAAAAUAGGAAAUGGAAUGAAUGGAAGGGAGGGAGGCGGUGGCCAAUUUUGCUGACCUUUUCUGAGGACCCAAGUCAUCAGGCUGUUGCUGUUUGAACUCCCCAUCUCCAGACAGGGCUGGGGAAAAUUUGGCACAUCCUGAUUCUGAAUAAAGCACCUUCCUGUGUCCCUAUGAACGAAAACUGAACUGAAAGGACUCCCUUUGCUCCAAUUGUUCAUUCAUUCGGAAACGAAUCCAUAUUCCCCUGUGCGCCAGGAGAUUGGGGAGAAGGAGGCCUUUGCCCUUCAUCCCAGGCCGACAGCGGAGGUGUGAAAUAAUAAGGAACCUUUUCUUUGCUUCAAGCCUGGGGGUGUGACAGGUGAGCAUCUGUAAUAGAAUUUUAAGGUCAUAUAUAUAAUAAAUCUUCAUAAAUAUACCACCGUCUGGAGCAGCACAGGAAGACCUCCUGAAACCAUUUUGACUCCCAAGCUGACCAAAUGUUUUUCUGCAAGGAGGGAGCAGGGUGAGGGAACCUACAUUGUCACAGGAAUUAAGUAAUCACCAUUUCAAAUGGAAUGGGCAGACUACCAGGAAAGGCAAUCAGAUAAGGCAUUAUCAGAAUCCCUGCCAGACGGGAAAAACAACAACACUCAAAUUUCUGUUGUAGACCGCCUUUUCUGCGAUGUAGGUAUGAUGUUUGUGGGGGGUGGUCUUAGGUUAUACCCCUUCUGUGGUGUAUGUAUGAUGUAUGGAGGGGUGGUCUUGAGCUCCAGGACAGGGAAUUAAAAAUGUCUAUAUAAGGGCUUCCACACUGUUGUUCUGGGUUCCUCCUCCUUUCCUGCGGGUGAGGAGAUCUUCCCUGUUGCAACAGAUCAAUAAAGAUCAGGCUUACGAGCUGCUUUGCUUCUCAAUAGUCUCUGGUUGGUCUCUGUUAUUUUCUCCUACCAAUAGGGAACCCACGUAAGGACUCUAUAAGAGCUCUUGUGUCCCCCAUAAGGGAAUAAGGGCAGAUUUUGUUUACAGCACACCACGGCUGGGCUUUAUCCUCAGCAAGACUGCCAUGGCGAAGCGGCUUAGCAUGCCGGCGGAGGAGUGCAAUACUGUCCCCGUGUCAGGACGUCUGGGAGAAACCGUGCAAUUAGCCCAGCUUGAAUGGGCUGGUGAGAUUGUCUUAGAUUAGGAGGCUGAGCUGGCGUGGAGAACACAUCUGGGAUGCGCAGAGGAGCUGUGGGUGGCUCUUUGCGAAACAAGUGGCUGGGGUGGGCUCGCUCUGAAAGGCUGAGCAUCUCCCACUGAGAAAAAGGUCACAGCAUUCCCACUGUUAUAAGAAAAUAGGCUCCCUUUCCCUUAUGGGGUAUUCUGGAGCCCAUCCUUAAGUGGAUUCCCUACACUGGCUCCCAGUACAUUUCUGAGCACAAUUCAAAGUGUUGGUGUUGACCUUUAAAGCCUUAAACGGCCUCAGAACGAUGGGGCUGGAGACCCUCCUUCAGGUAUACUGGGUCGAGGCCGUUUAGGGCUUUAAAGGUCAGCACCAACACUUUGAAUUGUGCUCGGAAACGCACUGGGAGCUGAUGUAGGUCUUUCAAGACCGGUGUUACGUGGUCUCGGCGGCCGCUCCCGGUCACCAGUCUAGCUGCCGCAUUCUGGAUUAAUUGCUGUUUCCAGGACACCUUCAAAGGUAGCCCCACGUAGAGCGCAUUGCAGUAGUCCGAGCAGGAGAUAACUAGAGCAUGCACCACUCUGGCGAGACAGUCUGCAGGCAGAUAGGGUCUCAGCCUGUGUACCAGAUGGAGCUGGUAGACAGCUGCCCGGGACACAGAAUUGACCUGUGCCUCCAUGGACAGCUGUGAGUCCAAAAUGACUCCCAGGCUGCGCACCUGGGCACAGUUCAGGGGCACAGUUACCCCAUUCAGGACCAGUGAGUCCCCCACACCUGCCCGCCUCCUGUCCCCCAAAAACAGUAUGAGGGACCUGGGCGUGUUCUGCCUGGAGAAAAGGAGACUGAGAGGAGAUAGGAUCUUCAACUAUCUCUGGGGCUGUCACAUGGAAGAGGGAACAAGCUUGUUUUCUCCUGCCCUGGAGGGCAGGACUCGAACCAGUGGCUUCAAGUUACAAGAAAGGAGAUUCUGACUGGACGUAAGGAAAGACUUUCUGUCUGAAAGAGCUGUUUGACAGUAGAAGUGGUGGACUCUCCUUCCUUGGAGGUUCAGAGCUGGAGAGGGGAGCACAAGAUGUGUUGGAAGAGGCAGGCCAGGCAAGUGAAGGGCUGGGUGUUUCCCCAGCCUCUCCUGCACCACUGUCUCCCAGAACCAGCGGCGGACUGAAAAGGGAUGAGCAAAGGGAGCUCCAUGCAGGCAUAGUCUCUGGCUGCAUGAGAACAGCCCCUUAGCGGGAGGUACAUAGAGUUAACUAUCUGCAGUGCCCAUUUCACCCAGCCAGCCAGCCACCAGCUGGUGUCAUCUGAAGGCUGCUAGGGUGGGGUUAAAUCCUAUGUCGGCUGUGCAUCCCUGUUUCCAACAGCUAAUGAAUGGGGUUAAAUCCUGCUCAGUCUGGCAGGAUCAUUAGCAAAACAACAACAAACCUAUGAUUACAUGAAACGUAUUCAAAAAACACAUAAGAUGUAAUCGGCUGUACUUUUGAAUAAAUAAGGUAUACUAUUUAUUGUAUCAAAUGUAGAUUUCAACGGAAGUCUCAUAAAGUUCAACGGAAAAAGCAGAAGACCGAGUGGAUCAGUUCAUUCUAUAUUCUAUUCAUGCAUAAGGUCCAUACAUGUAUAAAUAUAAUAAAUAUUUAUUAUACAGUCUGGCAGGAUUGCAUAGAAACAGGUACAGUGAAGGGGCCUGUCUGGUCUCAAUUGGCGGGGAGUUCCAAAGUUUAGGUGCCGCCACACUAAAAGAUUGAGCGCUCACAAAUGCAGAAUGGCACCUGUCACGGAGUAUGCCUGUCAGCAGAUCACACCCUUCAAAGCUGGAGUUAACCCUUUAUUGGCUCUUCACAGACUUGGCUGAGUUUCCUGCCUAAUAAAACUGCUGCCACAUUUUGCAAAGCUAAGCAGGGUCCAGGUUCAAAUUGGAUGGGGGACUGAGUGUUGCGAUACCUACAUUGCAUCGGGGUUGGACCAGCAGGCGCAAUCAGCAACAAGUCUCUUGUAAGUGGGGCAGGGGAUGCAGUGAAACAAAUUCACUUUGAAAAGAUGCUUGACUUUAAUCAUGAAAGAAAUUCAAGGCAGGUGGACUCAUACAGUGAUAGGCGUGCAGACGAUCGUGGGGUCUUUCGCCUCUCCAUUAUUUGGAUGAUUUCCUGCGGCAGAUUGCACGGGCACAGAAAAAGUGCUCGCCUGACAUUUGCUCUGCCUGCUAUUCCAUGCAUAUCCUUCCCAGCUGAGACAGUGCUGUUGAACCCGAUCUGGCUUUCGCUGCUGGCAACGAAUCCUGCAAAACCAUCAGCAGUCACUUCUUGCCAUUCACUUUAUUGCUUCAGGAAGAGCAGCUUUUGCUGUGACUUUUCCUUCUAGGCAGCCCCAGUUCACCUCCCAAGACUGCUGCUACUCAGCCCGUAGGAGGCUGCUUGGUCUAGUUUAGAGAAAAGGCACGCGAACAAGCUGGCAGGAUGAUAAGAAAGCGGAUGGGAAAACGUUUCCCUCCCUCUCGUUCUGCCCAGACACUGAGGUCCAGCACCGAGGGCCUUCUGGCGGUUCCCUCCUUGCGAGAAGUCAAGUUACAGGGAACCAGGCAGAGGGCCUUCUUGGUAGUAGCGGCCCCCUGUGGAACGCCCUCCCACCAGAUGUCAAAGAGAAAAAUAACUACCAAACUUUUAGAAGAUAUCUGAAGGCAGCCCUGUUUAGGGAAGCUUUUAAUGUUUAAUAGGUUAUUGUAUUUUAGUGUUUUGUUGGAAGCCGCCUGAAGUGGCUGGGGAAACCCAGCCAGAUGGGUGGGGUAUAAAUAAUAAAUAAUAAAUUAUUAUUAUUAUUAUUAAAUGCCAAUGAACAUCCAGUGGAGGCAACUGCUGGAGGAUUAUGGUCAGAAAAAGGAAAGUACUAACUUCCACAGUUAACUUGGGGAACUCCCUCCCACAGGAAGCUGUGAUAGCGACCAGCUUGGAUGCAUUUAAAAGGGGAUCAGACAAAUGCAUGGAGGAGAGGAUGGGAUGGAUCUAGACACAGGGGAAAAACCACUAUAAAUAAGUCAGAAAUUAAAUUAUAACAAAAGGGGGGGAAAUCUCUAUGGAAAAUCGUGUUUUAAAAUUUCCUGCUCUCUGGCGCCAUCUGGUGUUGCAUGUUUAUAGCGCAUUCAAAUCGCUGUUUCUUCACUAACGUAGCUGAGUCCCUAGAUGCGGCAAAGAAAUUUGUUUUCAGGCCUCACAAUGGCAUGCUUAAUUGCAGGGCUCUGUGGUUUAUUUAUUUGAAGCUAAAGUCAGGCUGAGCAGGCAGUGGCCCCUUCUCCUCCCACCGUUUUGCAGCUCAGAAUCGCCCUCCCCUAAGUGCUUUUCCAUUCGCAGACGGAACCAUGCAAGGCAGGGGUCAGCAAACUUUUUCAGCAGGGGGCCACUCCACUGUCCCUCAGACCUUGUGGGCCGGACUAUAUUUUGGGAACAAAUAUGAUGCAAGAGCACCACGAGCCCCGGUGGCUGCUUACCUGUGUUUUGCGAGCGGCAGGGGCUGGUGGCGGCGGAACAAGGAGCGGCGCGCAAAAGUGCUCCGGAGAGGGGCUGCUUAAAAUGGCGGCCACUCGAGAGCUGCUGCUGCUGGCACCAACAAAGCCCAGCCCCCUUCCUCCUCUAGGCAGGGCGGGGAGAAGCCAGGAGGAGGGAGGGAGAGAGGAGGUGCGUCACCGCCAUGGGAGGGAGAGGGAAAGAACGUGCGCACUGGCGAUCCACGCAGCGAUUCCCGGACCUUCCGCGGGCUGGAUCCAGCAGGCAAUUGGGCCUGAUCCAGCCUGUGGGCCUUAGUUUGCCAAUCCAUGAUCUAGGGCUUACCUUUGUCUUGCGAGCGGCAGGGGCUGGUGGCGGCGGGACGAGGAGCGGUGUGCGAAAGUGCUCCAGAGAGGAGCUGCUUAAAAUGGUGGUCGCUCGAGCGCUGCUGCUGCUGGUGCAAACAAAGCCCAUGCAUGGAGGCGAGGGCUGUUGAUGGCUGUUGGUAUUAUGGCUACGCUCUGCCCUUCACCGUCGGAGGUUUCUGAAUUCCAGUUCCUGGAAACCACAGGAGGGACGAUGGGUGCUGUGUUCGAAUCCUGCUUGCGAGAUUCACAAUGAGGCAUCUGGUUGGCCGUUAUGAGAGCAGGACGCUGGGCUGGAGGGGCCAUUGGCACAAGGCAGCUUUUGCUGUUCCUCUGUUUUCUCUCUCCUUCCUUCCCUUCUUCCCUCGUUCGUCCCCGUCCUCCCGGCAGGAUCAGGCCCACCUGGGCAGCUCCUGCUUGGCAGCUCAGCAUCCUGCCCACGUGUUUUAAUUAACGGCAAGCCAAGCCGGUCGGGGCGCCUUGGCAGGCGACUUCCUGGGAGAUGGAUGAGCGUUCCAGAUAAUAUGAUCCUGCUUAUUUUUAGGCUCAACCGAAGCGUAGAAGUAGGUCAUUCACAAAUUAGAAAACAGCAAAGCUUACCUUUUAGGUAGAGAGGGGGCACCAGGUAAUUCUCACCCCGGGGGCUUUGCCUGGGCCUACCCUUUUGCCUCUUCCACCCAAAAGAGGGACAAACCUGAGACGUUUUUCAUAUCGGAAAUCCAAAUGGCACCUUCACCCUAGGUCAGGGUUGCCAUAUUUUGAAGAGCAAAAAAGAGAACACAUUUGCCAGCGCCUGGGGUGGGAGGGAAGGGGUGUGGGAGCAGGCGCACGCUACAAUGUCCCUUCAAAAUGUACAAAAACUUGGCAGUGGUCAUUAUUGGCACAUGAUGAUGAUGAUGAUGAUGAUGGCAUUACCUGCUAAGGGCAGUACCUGUGGCAGGAGACACUUCAUGCUCCUUCCAGGCUAGUUAUUUAUUUAUUUAUACAUACAUACAUACAUACAUACCCUGCCCAUCUGGCUGGAUUUCCCCAGCCACUCUGGUCGUCUCCCAACAGAAUAUUAAAAACACAAUAAAACAUCAAACAUUAAAAACUUCCCUAAACAGGGCUACCUUCAGAUGUCUUCUAAAAGUCAGAUAGUUGUUUAUUUCCUUGACAUUGGAUGGGAGGGUGUUCCACAGGGCGGUGCCACUACCGAGAAGGCCCUCUGUCUGGUUCCCUGCAACCUCACAUCUCACAGGGAGGGAACCGCCAGAAGGCCCUCAGAGCUGGACUUCAGUUUCUGGGCUGAAUGAUGGGGGUGGAGACAUUCCACCUCAAUCAAUCAAUCAAUCAAUCAAUCAAUCAAUAAUUUUCACUCGCCUUGCUAAAUCCUAAAUAUAAAUCAUCCUCCUGCUAAUUCCCAUGAAACACAGUUCACGCUCUCCAGUGCUUCUUAGUUUGGCUAUGCUUCUAUUUUCAUCAACGCAGAAUCCACCUGCCAAAGGAUGCCAUUUUUGAGGAAUCUAAAGAACACCUGAGUUGUGGGAAAGGGUGGAUCAGACGCAAUUUGACGCUCACCUGCUCCUAUGGAGUUGUUCAUCUCUUUCCCCCUUCCCAUUUCUUCGUUGCAGGAGUUCCACUGACCCCGUGGGCCAUGAGGUUAUCUGGGCACUGGGAGCAGGCUGUCGAGACAUCAUCUCCUUACAGGUGGCGCCGUUGCACCCUUGGUAAGAAUGCCGGAGCAUGCAAUUACCCUCGCUCCUUUGCUGGUAUUUUCCUCUCUUUCCUCUGAACUUUUUUUUUAAAAAAACUUUUAUUUUGCUUUAAACAGGUACAUAUAAGCAGGUACAUAUAAAUACAGAUAUAUAUUUCCUCAAUGCACACACAAACACACACACGCAUGGAAAUAGCAACACCAGCAGGGCAAUUUUCAUGGACGAAAUUGUGUGUGCAGGGAGGGUUCCAGCACUGCGGCAGCAGUCAGACUCUCUCACACACACUCCGUGGCUGAUGUGAAACUUUUCAAAAACACCUCUCAAAGUGCAACUGGGAGGGCUCUAGACACAGGGGGAAAACCACUAUAAAUAAGUCGGAAAUCAGAUUAUAACAAAAGGGGGAAAAAUCUCUAUGGAAAAUCGUGUUUUAAAAUUUCCUGCUCUCUGGCACCAUCUGGUGUUGCAUGUUCAUAGCGCAUUCAAAUCACUGUUACUUCACUAACAUAGCUGAGUCCCUAGAUGCGGGAAAGAAAUUUGUUUUCAGGUCUUGCAAUGGCAUGCUUAGUUGCAGAGCUCUGUGGUUUAUUUAUUUUAAGCUAAAGUCAGGCUGAGCAGGCAGUGGCCCCUUCUCCUCCCACCGUUUUGCAGCUCAGAAUCGCCCUCCCCUAAGAGCUUUUCCAUUUGCAGACAGAAACAUGUAGGGCAGAGGUCAGCAAACUUUUUCAGCAGGGGGCAGCUCCACUGUCCCUUAGACUUUGUGGAGGCCGGACUAUAUUUUGGGAGCAAAAAUGAUGCAAGAGCACCACGAACCCCUGGUGGCUGCUUACCUGUGUCUUGCGAGCAGCAGGGGCUGGUGGUGGCAGGACGAUGAGCGGCGCACAAAAGGGCUCCGGAGAGGGGUUGCUUAAAAUGGUGGCCACUCAAGCACUGCUGCUGCUGCCGCUGGGGCAAACAAGGCCCAGCCCCCUUCCUCCUCUAAGUAACCAAACCAACCAACCCCUGUGUUGCAAAGAGAACGUCAGCAAUGUUUAGGCAACACGAUGACUAUAUACAUAAGUAAUAGACAAUCUUUAUAGAAUUCCUUCAAACCAUAAGAAGUACAAAAUGAAAUCUUUAGUCUCAAAGUCUCUGAAAAUCUUUAAAUGAAGCGAGGGACCAGACUUUGUACCAUGAAAGACAAGCUGUGAAGCUUUGUGUAUUCAGCAAAUAUGAUGUCCAACACUGAACAGUGAUUCCGGAUAUUGACUACUGUUUCGUAGAAUUCUUCAUCAGCUUGGUGGGAAGAUAUAGAAUUGCUUCAUAAGCCCAUCUUAUUUCGAAUGAAUGUAUGUAAAUGAGUAUAUCAAAUGCUGUGGAACAGUGCUCAUGUAAUAAUGUAGUCAAUGCUGUAGUCACAGCAUUUACAUACAUUCAUUCGAUAUAAGAUGGGCUUAUGAAGCAAUUCUAUAUCCUCCCACCACGCCGACGAAGAAUUCUACGAAACAGUAGUCAAUAUCUGGAAUCACUGUUCAGUGUUGGACAUCAUAUUUGCUGACUACACAAAGCUUCACAGCUUGCCCUUCCUCCUCUAGGCAGGGCGGGGAGAAGCCAGGAGGAGGGAGGGAGGGAGGAGGCGCCGGCGCCGCUACCGUAUGAGGGAGAGGGAAAGAACAUUCGCACUGGCGAUCCACGCGGCGAUUCCCGGACCGUCCGUGGGCUGGAUCCAGAAGGCAAUUGGGCCUGAUCCGGCCCUGGGUCUUAGUUUGCCGACCCAUGAUGUAGGGUCAACAAUGGAGACCACAGGUCUUCUAUAAGUAAGUAAAAUACAGUCAUACCUCAUGUUACAUUUGCUUCAGGUUGAACAUUUUCAGGUUGCGUCCCGCGGCGACCCGGAAGUACCGGAAAGGGUUACUUCUGGGUUUUGCUGCACACGCAAAAUGACAUCAUGCGCAGAAGUGGGGAAUCGCAGAGACGCAGGUUGUGUUCUGCUCAUGUUGCAAACGGGCCUCUGGAACGGAUCCCGUUCGCAACCAGAGGUACCACUGUAGAUAUAUUUCACCGCAAGGGUGAGAAUUAACUUGGUAUCUCCGCUGUCAGAGGCGAGAAAUGCCCCUAAUUACCAGGAGCUGGGAACCACAACGCAGGAGCAAAAAAAAAUAAUGGAAGUAAAACUUUGCCUUGUCCCUGUACAUCGCCGCUAGAAGCAGCGCUGGCUUCCAGAAGUACAUAUGGGGAUGUGGCGGGGUCGGAGUUGGAGACUGCAAAAGUGCGAGGCAGGGAGGGAGCUCAGAGGGGGUGGGGCAUGAGUGAGAGGGGGCGUGGUCUCUUUCGAGGUUGUGUCCCAAUUUCCCUCCCUCGGGCGCAGGAGGGUCUGUGCCACCUCCCCCCUGGGAAACCCAAAGUUUGGUGCUUUAUCGGAGCAGAAGGCAAUCAGGUGUUUUGUGGACUGCUGUUUGUUCCAAUUUAUCGCCAAAGAAUUGGUUUCCCCAGGGGGGAAGCGUUGACAAGCUCCACAUCACCUUUUAAACACCCGUCGAAGACGCUCCUUUCCCAACAAGCCUUUUAAGUGGAGAUCUGUAUCCAUACGGGACUUGAAAUUGUCCUUACAUACGAAAUGUAUUUUUAAUAUGCAAGCUGUCCUUAAUUGCUUGUGCGGACGGAAUGGUUUUGACGCAUGGCGUUGUUGUUGUUUUUAUUGCUGAUGUCUCCACUGCAAAAUUGCUUCAAGAUCUUUAAUGGGAAGUGGUUCCUGGAUGGGGUUUAGGACGAACAAACUGCUCUGGUGUCGUUGUUGUGUUUUAGUUGCGAUUCCUGGCUUUGCAGGGGGCUGAACUAGAUGGCCCCUGGGGUCCCUUACAGCUCUGCACUUCCACAAGGGUAAACAACGGAGAGGCAGCAACGGAAUGAUAUGUGACAAAAAGAGAGAAGUGCGUCUCAAGACCAGUGCCAGUUUGGGAUUUAUUUUUUAUUGUUAUGCAAAGGGGAAAAAUCCAGCACAAUCCGAGAUAUGAAUUUGCAUCCACUGCCUUUAGUUCUCUCCCUCCGACGUGCGAUAAAACAAGUUUCUAAAAAUGCCUUCUCUCUUUGCUUGUUACUCAUGGGGGCUGGGAAACAACUGGAGCUAAAUUACAUCUAUUUUCACUGCACAGAACUCCCAUAAGCCAAGGCAGAUGACACAUUCUUCUCCUAAUUUGUGCCUGUUAAUGACAUUAUGCAAAUUGGAAUGCUUUGAUCAGCUUCUCAUCUGCAUUUUUUUCUUCUUCUUCUUCUUCUUCUUUUUUUUCCCCUUCCAAAAAAUAAAAAAUUCCCUUCCAGCCAGCAACCAACCCGCUUCAGUAACCGCUGCCUGCAGAUGAUUGGGCGGUGUUGGCCACAUUUGAGGGCGCUGGGCGUCGGUGGAGCAGGUUGCGGAGUGCAAGGAUUGGCUUCCUUAGGUAAAUCUAGCCUCAGGCUCUCCGUCUGCGAAAUGGGCUUCUAGGGGGCAGAAAGCCGGGGGCAGAACAGCGAACGUUUUGCAUUCUGGGAAUGCAGUGGUGAAUGCAAGAGGGUGUGUUUGCUUUCUUUCAGGCAUGACCACCAGAAUAUGAAGCCAAAAUGAGAAAAGAUAUAAGGAGGACUAGAUAUUAUUUGUUGAUUAUAUGAAAAAUUACUAUAAGCAGGCAAUUAGCAUAGCUGGAUGGUCAUAUUUUCAGCUGUGUAAAUUAGAACGAGAGUUAACGGGAGAAGCAGCGAAAGAUUGGGGAAACUAAGAAAACGCGAGAGGAAGUGGAAGAUAAAAGGAACCAUGGAUUGAGAGCAAGGGAAGUCUGUCAAUGACUGGUUUUUUUCCUUGUGUUGAAAUGUAUUAGAAUAAUUUUUUAAAAACCAUUAAACGAUGUGUUUGCAUGAGGACUUUAACAAUAACAAGGGCGGUUCGCCUGGUGCCUAAAUUAUACAUCUUUAGGCACCAGGUGAAAACGUUCCUUUUAAACCAGGCCUUUGGCUGAUAAAUAUUCUAGGUAAAGGUAAAGGACCCCUGACAGUUAAGUCCAGUCAUGACCGACUCUGGGGUUGCAGCGCUCAUCUCGCUUUAUUGGCCAAGAGAGCCAGCGUACAGCUUCCGGGUCAUGUGGCCAGCAUGACUAAGCCGCUUCUGGCGAACCAGAGCAGCGCACGGAAAAGCCGUUUACCUUCCCGACGGAGCAGUACCUAUUUAUCUACUUGUACUUUGACGUGCUUUCGAACUGCUAGGUUGGCAGGAGCUGGGACCGAGCAACGGGAGCUCACCCCUUCGCGGGGAUUCGAACCGCCAACCUUCUGAUUGCCAAGCCCUAGGCUCUGUGGUUUAACCCACAGCGCCACCCGUGUCCCCAUCUAUAUCUAUAUCUAUCUCUCUAUUUGUCUAUAUCACCUAUCUAUUAUCUAUCUAUCCAUCUAUCUAUAUCAUCUAUCUAUCUAUCUAUCUAUCUAUCUAUCUAUCUAUCUAUCAUCUAUCUAUCUAUCAUCUAUCUAUCUUCCAUCUAUCUGACUGUCUAUCUAUCUAUCUAUCUAUCUAUCUAUCUUCCAUCUAUCUGUCUAUCUAUCUGUCCGUCUAUAUAUCCAUCUAUCUAUCUAUGUAUCUAUCUUCCAUCUAUCUGUCUAUCUAUCCGUCUAUCUAUCCGUCUAUCUAUCUAUCUAUCUAUCUAUCUAUCUAUCUAUCUAUCUAUCUACCUAUCUAAUAUAUAGAAUAUAAUGGUCAUGCAAAUCCUGGCUGAUCCUCAAACGCCUGUCUUUCUCCUCAGCCCGGAACUGCAUGCGGCUGCAAGUGUUGGAGCUGGACCACGUGACGGAGGUGAACCAGGAAGUGGCGGCCGAGGUGUGUCGGGAAGGCCUGAAGGGGCUGGAGAUGCUGGUCUUGACAUCCACCCCGGUCACACCCAAAGCCUUGCUGCAUUUCAACAGUGAGUGGGAAACCACAACCCCCCCAAAAAGCGAAGCUACGGGGCAGGUGGGCUGCAGGAGGGUUCCUGCCACGUUCCUGGACCUAGGAUGGCACCUAGGAAACGGGGGAGACAGCCAGCAAAUGAUGGGAUGGGAUGUCUGGAAGGUUCUGGUCCAGCUGGCCAUGGUGAGAAGGGGAUGUUGGACCAAAUGGACCUGAUCCUGCAAGACCUUCAUAUGUUGGGGCUUAGUGAUAAGAUCCCUGGAAACCCAACUGGCCGGUCAUUGUUGGGGCAGCAAAGGUUCUCCUGUGUUUUUUGGGGUGGCUGGAAGAGACUCAGAAGAACUGUCUCUACCGUGAGGACAUAUCAGUUUUGUAGUGGCUUAGCUGUCAUGGCUUCCUCCAAACUUUUUUUUUGGGGGGGCACCAGGAAACAGGGAAUUAUGUUCACAUGUGGUGGGGGUAUAAAUAUGUACAAAUUUUUAGGCAAAGGGCAUUUAAGGAAACAACAGAAAUCACUGGGUUAAAGCUGACCGAAAGUACAAAGAUAGCAUUAUUUUGAAUUUCCAAUGGAGUGGAAUGUCCGCAGGCUAUGAAGGAUUCGCUUGCAAAUUUAUUGUCAGCUGCAUGAAUUAUUGUAGCUAGGAAGUGGAAGGGACAGGCAGAAUAUAAGAUGGAGGAAUGGUAUAAAGAGGUGUAGGAUAUAGCUAGUAAUUAUAAAGUAACACGUGCCAUUAAGGCAAGAUAGGGAAUAUGCAGGAGAAUUGAUUUUGAGGAGAUAUGGGUGGUGUUUGUAGAAUUUGUGCUGUUAAAAUGGAAAGGGGUCAAACCAUCGCAAGAGGUGUUGAAAUUUUGGGAUGUUGGAUAGUUGCAAUGGAAUGGUCUCGGUGGUGGAGUGCACAUUUUAAUUCUUAUUUAUUUACGAUUAUUACUUUUCCAAAAAAAAUAAAAAAAUUAAAAAGAGAAUUAAAGGCACUUUCAUUUUGGAAAAAACCUUUUUCGAGGGUGGUAUUCAUGGGUGGGCUGCAGAGGGUCCCAAUCUGCAUCGGGGCCCACGCAUCUCCUUUGCACUUUUUAGAAGUUAUCCACACAGUUCCUUAACUCAGAUGGCUUUAAGAGAGGAUGAGACAAAUGCAUGGAGGAUGAGGAGAUCGAGUGGUGAGGAGCCUCUCAGUACCAGGAGCCUCUCAGUACCAGGAGCUGGUUUUGUGGCAGAGGUGCCAGAAUUCACUAGGAACGCCUCCCUUGUUCUCUUAUAUAGGGGCAAUGGCGCCCACCUGAAAGGAGCCAGAAUAGAGUUCCAUUGAGUUCAAGCCGGGGGGAGCCCUGGCCAUUAGCCUGGCUUUUUUUUAUUUUAUCACAGAGGUUGCCAACAUGGCACCCAUGGGUGCCAGUGUGCCAGCCAGUAUGACCAGUAUGGCACCCACAAAGUAUCUCAGUAUUUUGUUGGAAGCUGCCCAAAGUGGCUGGGGAAGCCCAGCCAGAUGGGCGGGGUAUAAAUAAUAAAUUAUUAUUCUUGUUCUUCUUAUUAUUAUUAUCAGUAGAAUCCCCUCAAAAAUCCAGAGUGUAUGGUACUAUUUGCUCUUCUUCCUUAUUUUGGGUUAUGGCACACACACCUUGGCAGCCAUUUUGGGUUAUGCCACACACACACCUUGGCAGCCAUUUGUAUUAUGCCACACACCCCAUGGCAACCAUUUUGUGUUAUGCCACACACUCCAUGGCAGCCAUUUUGUAUUAUGCCACACACACCCUUUGGCAGCCAUUGGUAUUAUGCCACACAUACACCCCAUGGCAGCCAUUUUGCAUUAUGCCACACACACCCCUUGGCAACCAUUUAUAUUAUGCCACACACCCAAUGGCAGCCAUUUGUAUUAUGCCACACACCCCGUGGCAACCAUUUUGUGUUAUGCUACACACUCCAUGGCAGCCAUUUUGUAUUAUGCCACACACCCCAUGGCAGCCAUUUUGUUCUAUGCCACAAACCUCACGGCAGCCAUUUUGUGUUAUGUCACACACCCCAUGGCAGCCAUUUUUUUAUUUGUACCCAUAGCACUAACUCAAAAUAAAAAAUGGUCCUAUUGACACCCCCCCAAAAGGCCUUGCAACCCCAGAUCUUAUGUCUAUUUCGGCUGCUGACUCUGGAUAUGUGGGAAAGAAGAAAAAUCUACUUUCCUCACACACCUUUUCUCCCAUCAAGAGGUACAAAGCUUCAGAGAAGCUCAGGUUUUCUUUUCAGUUAAGACUUGGCUGUGAAGGAACAAGUGCCAGAUAGAGUAUUUAUAGAGAAUUUCGCUGUUAAAAAUAGCAGAGGUUGGCUUUCUGCCAGAGCUGCUUCGUUACAGAUAUCGAGGAAGUUUGCUAGGCGACAUACCCUACUGUUUUUUACACAAAUAAUCAAUUAGCAUCGCUGCCCAACAAUUAAUGACCUUUUAGUUGUUUGACCUGCUUGUGUUAAUUAGGAAAAAUAAAAUGCAGUGCGAAUGUUACCAGACCUCAAUAAGCCUAUUAUUUUUGUUUUAUUUCACGUGGGAAUUUAUAACCAUUGUCAGAAGGAAUGUCCACCUAUAACAUGACUUUCCUUCUCUUUUCCCUAGGAAAGAGCCAAAGCACAUGCAAAAUUUAGCAAGCGUCCCCUUAACUCUGAGCCCCACUGAUUAAAUCUACUAAUUUGGGGAUCUAUUAAUUGAUCUACUUUGUGGAUUUAUCUGCUAAUUGAAAGCUCACGGCCCGAUUUAUUAAAUUAAAAGUAGAGGAGGCAUGGUUAGAGAUAUGAGCGGCUCAAGCAAACUUUGCCUCUCGCACAGCCGUAUCAGCUGCUGCUAGCAAUUUUCCAAAAUAGUGAUUACUAGCUCAUAUCGCAGAUGAUUAUUAGCAUUUAAUUUAGCAGAAUUCUGGCAGCUGGUACCCACAAUUAAUGACGUAAGCGAUGCCUUAAAUGGAUUUACGCAGAGGGCUUUCCCUCUAGUUUUUUCAGAGGCGGGGGGGAAGAACAACCAAGGAUGUUCCUUUCAAUAAUAAGGGUGCUGGAGUUGUAGCAAAUGUCCCGGUCUUCUUUGGGUUGUUGUUUUUUGUACAGUCAUGAGGACUAGAACCCUGACCUUUCGUGAUCAUGCAAAGUGGAGAUCAUCAGGGUUCAAGGUGAAAUAGCAGCUUCUCUCCUGCAGGGGUCACCAGUGUGGUACAACAACACCCUUAAGGUCAGGGGUCCCCAAACUAAGGCCUGCGGGACUCGUUUAUCCGGCCCGCGGCAACCCCCACCGCCCGCUCUUACCGGUGCUGCGCUGCACAGCUACCCACUUCCAGGUCGGAGGAGCACCAGAAAUAGCUUGUGCACCGGAAAUAGCUUCCUGACAGUAAGAGCUGUUCGACAGUGGAAUUUGCUACAAGGAGUGUGGUGGAGUCUCCUUCUUUGGAAGUCUUUAAGCAGAGGCUUGACAACCAUAUGUCAGGAGUGCUCUGGUGGUGUUUCCUGCUUGGCAGGGGGUUGGACUCGGUGGCCCUUGUGGUCUCUUCCAACUCUAUGAUUCUAUGAUUCUAUGAUUCUACAUGCACAAGCAUUAUUUGUGCAUGCGCAAGCAUUAUUUGUGCAUGUGCAAGCGUUAUUUGCGCAUGCGCAAGCGUUAUUUCCGGUGCACAUCUGGGUCAGAGGAGGCCCGUGCACAUGCGCACAAGCUAUUUCUGGUGCUCCUCCAACCCGGAAGUGUGCCGGAAAUAGCAUGUGUGCAUGCACAUGGGCAUGUGUUGCCCCACCCUCUGGCCCGCGGUGUGAUCAGCAUCAGCGCUGGAGACACCGGCCCGAGGCACAGUACGUUUGCUGAGCCCUGCUUAAGGUCUCCCCCUGGUAGCCAUGAAGUCCCCCCACUUCCCCCCCUUGGGGAGUGCCUUUUUCUUCACAUCUUAUGUGUGUUUUUCCCCCAAAAAGAAGAGGAAAUCUCCCAACCCAGAUUUCAUGCUGAAGACAUUUUUCUUUCCUUAAAGGUGUUUGCCGGAACCUGAAGUCCAUUGUGGUGCAGGUUGGGAUCUCGGACUACUUUAAGGAACCAAACAGUUCUGAGGCCAGGAAGAUGUUUGAGGAAAUGGUGACCAAACUCCAGGUAAUGAGUUUCCCACGUGGUCUAAUCCUUAUUAGUCUUGUUCUGCUUCUCUUCCUUUUUAGCAAUGGGCUUGCUUGAAGUGACAAGAGCUCAUCCUCAAAGAUCCCAGGUUCAGUCUUUUUAUACAGUGCUUUUUUCUGGGAAGGACACAGGAGUACGCAUACCCCUAAACAUUUUAUGAAUCUUUGUACUUUUGUCCAUUUACUGUAUUUAUUUACUGUAUAUAUAUAUUUUUAUUAAAUUUUCUGUUUUACAGUUUAAAAUACAGUGGACCCUCUGGAUACGAAUUAAAUUCAUUCCAGGGGUCCGUGCUUAACCUGAAAAGUCCGUAACUGGAGGCGCCGCUUCUGUGCACAUGCGCAGCAAAACCCAGAAGUAUACACUUCUGGGUUUGCCGCAUUCGCAACACAAAAGUUACGUAUCCAGAGCGGUAUGUAACUCGAGGGUCCAGCAAUGACUUCCCUUCUUCUCUUUCCAUGGUUCAUUAUUCAUAUCUUAAAUCCCUGCAUAUUUUACACAAACUAAACCAUUCAGUAUUCCAUUAUUACAUCCAUCAAAACUUAUUUACACUGCUGAAUUUAUCGUAAUAAUGCCAACGUUUUCAAGUGUACACAAUUCUGCCCCCAUAUAUUCAUUAAACAUUUUACUAUCUUCAUGAAACGUAUGUUCUUCUUGUUCUCUUAUUCUGUAUGUUAAGUCUGCAAGCUGUGCAUAUUCUGUCAUCUUAAGCUGCCGUUCUUCUUUGGUUGGGACCUCGCCCAUUUAGGGACUAACAAAACACUGGCCGCAGUAGUGGCAUACAUAAAUAACCUUUUUUGACACCUGGGAAUUUCUGUCUGGAUUAUCUGCAACAGAAAGGACUCUGGAGAGGGGGAAGUACUUUUAAGCAUUUUUUUCAGUCUUCAGCUGGCAAAACCUGGAGCGCCACUGCCAGUCAGUGAAGGCAAUGCUGAAUAAAUGACAAGCAGAGCCACCCCAUGACUGGCUGUAGGUAAGAAUGCAGGCAACUGAGGACUGACUUAGGCAGACUGAGAUUAGAGGGCCAGUCUCAUUCACCCAAAUCAGGGGUGGGGAACCUCUGGCCUGCAGGUCAAAUUUGGCCCAUAAAGCCUUUUUUUUUUAACACUGGCCAGUCACUCCAAUAUAAUGUGAACUUACCUGAGAUCCUACUUCUUGGAAGAAAAACAAUGACAAACCUAGACAGCAUCUUAAAAAGCAGAGACAUCAACAAAGGUCCAUAUAGUUAAAGCCAUGGUUUUCCCAGUAGUGAUGUAUGGAAGUGAGAGCUGGACCAUAAAGAAGGCUGACCGCCGAAGAAUUGAUGCUUUUGAAUUAUGGUGCUGGAGGAGACUCUUGAGAGUCUCAUGGACUGCAAGAAGAUCCAACCUAUCCAUUCUUAAGGAAAUCAGCCCUGAGUGCUCACUGGAAGGACAGAUCCUGAAGCUGAGGCUCCAAUACUUUGGCCACCUCAUGAGAAGAGAAGACUCCUGGAAAAGACCCUGAUGUUGGGAAAGAUGGAGGGCACAAGGAGAAGGGGACGACAGAGGACGAGAUGGUUGGACAGUGUUCUCGAAGCUACCAGCAUGAGUUUGACGAAACUGCGGGAGGCAGUGGAAGACAGGAAUGCCUGGCGUGCUCUGGUCCAUGGGGUCACGAAGAGUCGGACAUGACUAAACGACUAAACAGCAACAACAAGUCACUCCAAUAUAAUGUACUUUCCUGAGAUCUGCUGCUGAAGGGUGGUAUACGAAUUUAAUAAAUCAUAAUUAUAGCAGGUUAUGUCAGUGGGUGCACAGGAGGGCAGAGAUUGAUUCUAUCUAAAGCUGCUAGUGCCAGUUCCCCUGUUUGCAAAAGGGCUUUCAAACAGCCCCCAUUCUGCGCUUUGAAGUCCCGGUAGUCGGGGCGUCAAAGCGCCACAUCACCUGCCACUGCUUUGGCACAGGGUGAUUGACAGGUGGGCAAUCCCGCUCACCUGUCAAAUUUGUCCCUCGCCUAGGUUGAGGAUAUAACGACCAGAAAAUGUUCCCUCUCUUUGGCCCAAACAUUUAGAAUUUAUUGGAACUCCACGGCGUUUGUAUAGAAAAGAACUGUCUUGUCGGAGACGUAAUAAGGAUAAUAUUUCUUUGAAACACCUGUUUUUACAAUGACCUAUACUUAUUACGUUUUGGGAGAAAGUAGUGGAUUAUAUAAAUAUGACUGUGUGGAAAAAAAAUAAAAUUUCCAGAGGAUAAUAUUCUUUUGAGCUACAUACCUAUGACAUGGAAUUUGACAACUGAGGAAAGUAACUGGAUUCUUCCUACCCUUACUAUGGCCAAAAGACUUAUAUUGCUGCAUUGGAAAGAUAAAUUGAUGCCUCCAUUUAAUCAAUGGAUUGAAAACAUGAUUGCACUUACCACUUAUGAGUGGAUUGCUUAUAGAUGUAGAGUUUGCAGGGGGAAAUAUAAUGAAAUUUGGAACCCGUUCAGGUUAAAAAAUAAAUACAUACUGUGUAUAAGAUGCCCCCAUGUAUAAGAUGCCCCCUAUUUUUGGGGACUCCAGAUUAAGAAAACACCCCUCAGCACUACCUGUGUAUAAGACGAGCCCCAAUUUUAAACCUAAUUUUUUGGUUAAAAAACCUAGUCUUAUACAUGGAAAAAUACGGUAUGUAUUUGGAUAAUGCCAGUAUCUAUAUAUUAGGUAAGUAUGUAUGGAAUUGCAAUUGUUAUUUCUUAUAGGGUUAUAGUUUAUCCUUUCACGUUCUCCCUUUUUAUUUUUUAUUCUUUGUUGUUAAAAAGAAUUAAGAAGCAGCAGCAGCAGCUCUGGCCCAACUGGAGCAGCCUGUUUCUUCUGUCACACCACUUCCCCUGAAAUUUAUUGCCGUCUCUCUCUUCUCUAUCUCUUCCAGGCCCUGAAGAAGAGGCCGGGCUUUUCAAAGAUUUUACACAUUAAGGUGGAAGCUGGCUGUUAACCUUUGCAAGGGGAGAGACCAACGCGCACCCCGGAUUAACAUCUCCUGCCCGUCUGUUAGUAAAGACAUCCUGGCGCCAACACCAGCAGCCUGCCUGCCAGCCUCAGUUCUCUGGACUGGCGCUUUCAGAAGCACCCAGCCGAGCGCACGCAUCUUUGAGCAGGCCUUCCGGACUGGGCGCGACGAGCUCCUUUUCCGUGCGGUGAAGGGUCAGCUGUAUCGCUGAGAUGAUGGUGCUAUGAAAACACACACACAAAAACGCCCGGCAAAGGAAUUUCUCCAGACUGCCAGCGGGAACAUCCCUUUUCCUUCUCCUCCUCCUCCUUUCAUCUCGCGGAGGCAGCUGUGCAAGGGAAGCUUGGCCCUUCUUUGCAGAUCCUUCCUUUGCCGUCAAGACUCUCUCUUUCUUUUCGCCCUUCAACAACUUCUCGGCCAAGGGUGACAAAUCAACGGGGCUCGCUCGACUCCCUAGAUUCGCCUUCCUCCUUUGUGGAAACGACUGGUCGUUCCUUCCGUCUGAAACUCCAUCGCCUCGGAGCCUCAUUUCAUCUCUUUCCUUUCAGGCUCUUUCUCUCUCUUACUCUUGGUUUUUAAUGAGGGAGGGGCAGUUCCUAUUGUGGGGAGAAGCAGGGAUUCCUCUUCAUUUUGAUUUUCCCCCUCUCUCUUAUGAAAGAAAAGGCAAAGCCGAAUUUCCCUGCGGCCAGAGACCGCUACAAUCCUAAGAAAACAAAUCUCCUACCUUGGAGAGGAACCCUGGAAUGUUCUCCCCUCUGACCAAUUUCUGUCUUGGAGCCAGGACCAUAGGAAGUUGCCUUAUACAGAGUCAGGCCCCGGGUCCAUCCAGCUCAAUAUUGUCUAUACACACUGAUAGCUGCUCUCCAUGGUUUCAGGCGGGGAGUCUCUCCCAGUCCUCCCAGGAGAUGCUGAGGAUUGAACCCAGGACCUGGGCCACUGAGCCAGGGCCCUUGUUCUCUCUCCUGCACAGGCCAUAAAGCAUCUUUGCCUGCAACAUCCUCUUUUCAUCUCUUGCCACCAACUUUUUCCUGAUUCAUGGAAAGCCGCCGCCUUCCUCUUCUGGCAGGUGGCUUCACCGAGUGAUUAAUCGUUUGGCAAUUGGCACAGUGGAAAGGAGACAUUUCUGCUUUGAAUGUAAGCCUCCAUCCAUCAUCCCUAGCUUGCCUGCUUUCCAGGAGGCAGGGAGAUCCAGUCUCUCCCCCCCCCCCACGAUUUACAGAUCUGCAAGUGCUCUCCAGGUAUUAACUGGCCCUCAACAUUAACCAGUUCCCAAUCCCUGCCGUUUAUGCCAAGAUUUAGGGAGCACAUAGCUGCCAGAAAUGAGAGGAACCAGCUCUGCCCGAAUUUCUCAGGCAGAUGGCUUUGCUUCAGUUGGAUUUCUUGGGGAAGAAGGAUGGAGUUUGCAGUCAGCAUCCUGCUGUGGCGAUGGAUCAGCAGCAAAAAUGACACAGCUAGCAAGUGCAGGUUCCAGAUCCUGCAAGGAGGAGCCUGGCUUAUAAGCUCACGGCCAAAACAUUUGAUCAACCUGAGGAAAUCCUUUCUGGCAUAGCAUUUAUGCUGAAUCCCCAGAGGCAGUCGAGGGCUGGCCUUGAGAGAGGACUCGCGGGAAGCAUUUUCUAGUCUAAGCCAAGGGUCGCUACGCUGUGCCUUCAUCAGCUGGAAUUAUCCGAAGCUGUUUUUAUUCCAUCAGAGCAUCUCCAUUCUUGGGGGGGGGGAGGCUGACCUGUUGGGUUUCUGCCUGGUGUGCAGCUGAUGAAGGCACAAGCUCCAUCCCAGAAAAAAACAAGGCAACCCCCAUCUCAGAGCCAACCCUUAUCAAGUAGCUGUUGGACUCCUGGUUCAGUACAGUAAGCCCACAACUUAUACAACUUUAUGCACUUUGCAAAAAAAAUUAAAAAAAUUAAAAAAUAAUUUAAAGGGAGCAUGAAUCCAGGAAAAAAGUAUUUGGCAAUCCUAUCCACCAUUGCACCCCAUGUGUUUUGACUAUACACAAUUUUGGGUUUAUGCCCAGUGCCCAAAAUGCAAUGUAAGUUGCGGGCUUAACUGUAGUUACAAAGAUAAGUUAUUUGAAAAAGACAGAUAGGACUAUAUAUGGUGGGUUCUAAAGCUUCUAUUACUUGAGUGGUAUUACCUGAGAGAGAAAACUGAUAAUCAGUCUUCCCCCCCUCCCCUCAAAAAAAGGAGGGAGGAUCCUUAUUCCUUAUGUUGCACACAAAAAGCACCAAGAAUUCUGUGGCAAGAAUAAGUUGUGCAAAGCACACUUGAUGAUGACACCAUGCUGAUUUUGGGGGUUCUUGAACACAGAACCCUCAGUGAACAGGAAGGCUGCAGAAACUGCAAAUUAGUUUAGGCUGCAUCUGGGCUUCUUCAAAGUGAAAAGGUUCAAAGUGAAAAGGUUAAUCCUUCUUAUGGCUGUGUUAUCAUUUGCCACUGAAUCGGAGCAAAUGUCAGUCGGGUCUUCUCCAAUGGACAGUUCCUCAGAUUUAUCGCGAAGGAACGGGUGUUCCACAGGGGAAGGCGGUGGAACAGAAGCAAAACCACUCCCACCCAUGCUUUUUAGGGACGAGUGGAAGUCUGAAUGGGCCCUGAAUCAGAAUAUUUCAGGACCCUGGACAGAGCCACACAGAGGAGAGAGUAGUUGCCUGAACAAGAUGCAGAGGACUUUUUAGGGCCAAGUGGAAAGUGUGCCUUUAAUAUAGAUAUUUAAAAUAAUUAAGAAGAGUGUGUAUGCAGGUUGCAAGCUUCAACCCAGCAGGAGCUGGCUGCAAAUUAGAGAACAGAUAGUCUGCAGGUUCUGCCCUCCUCUACUCACCCCUCCCAAUUAACCUCCGUCUCCAAGACAUUACAAAGGCCAACUCUAGGCAUUUAGGCCCUGAAAUCUUAGGUAUGGGAUGCUGCUGAUUCUAGUGUUAGGAGAAAUCCAGACUCAAAAGCUGGUGGGUUUUCAUGAGGACUUAAAAAAAUUGACAAAUCUACUUGCAGCUCCCGGCCAAGUGACUCAUUGGGUGGAAAACCUACGUUUGGUGCCAUGUGAAGUGUUAAAUUGCCCUAAGAAGAUCUCUCAGUUUCGGCAGGCAAUAAAUAGUCUCUGAGAAUUCAUAUAGCAACACUGGGGAGAGUGAGAGUUCAGAGAAAAGGAGGGUCAAUGGAACCCUCACUGAGAUAUUGGAUCUGCAAAAAUCCAGUUCUGCUUCGCAGAAUUAUUGCCUUUUCCAGCAGCCAACUCUCACAGGUAGUGAUUUUUAUUUUAUUUUAAUCCUGAUUCCGAAAGACUUGCACAACCUUUGGGGGGGUUUUGUUUUCCUGUCGUGGGGGCACAAAGGUCACAAAUCCUGGAGUAAAUGGAGAGCUUUUGCAGGAAGGAGGCCCCAGAAUGCAUUGCUCCACCUGCAGCUUGAGAUGCACUGCAUUCUGAGAAAUGCAGUCUUCAAGGAGCUGGGCACCCUUGUGUUUACAAGGAAGGCAGCCAUUUUGCCAAAGUUUCUUUUUUCAUCACGGCCCUGGAGGUGACACUGAAGGGACAGGAGGAGGAAGGGAGCAAAGUGUUUGGUGUGGCCAGCUUAACGGUCUGAAGAGUCUAAAAGGAUGCCUAAAAAACCAGCAAAAAUUAAAAAUAAUCAUCCGAUAAGAAGGAACGAAACAAAAAGCAACAAGGAUGGAGGAGAAAGUGAACACGAGCCUCCUAAAUUCCACAUUUUGAUACUUUUUAAACACAAGAGUUUUCUGGCAGUGGCGAUAAACCAUGACCUUGAACAGUCGCCUUUGACACAGUGCAGAAACUUGAACAAACGUUACCUUAAAUUCAAGAAAAGUCAGUAUUUAUUUCUAUAAAGAAUUAAAAAAAAAAAGACGAAGAGAGAUUUUAAAGCAAAGUUAUUUACUCAGCAUGUGUCGCUAUGCUCUGUUCUUAGUGAGGGAUUGCUUUAACUGAGAGUCAUUUCGGGGACUGAUUUAUUUAUUUUGGUUCCUCUUCGUUCAUCAAGGGCAGAGAAGGUCAGCUCACGAGGAUGUUUGCUGCUGCUAUGACUACAAUUUCCAUUACUUUCUGCCCCCUCUCGCCUUCUUUUCCUUUUUGAAAGAGAGUGCCGGAGAGGAAACCAGCCCAUCGGAUGUGAGGAGGACUCGAGAGCCAAUUCUGGCCUGAUACUAUCUUUCUUGCCCUCGUUCUAAUGCAUCCUUCUGCAGAGUCUCUGGUAGUGGAACAAUCUAAGGUUUGGGUCCCCCUGAUUAAUCCAGGGAUGUGCCCUCAGGGCUGUGGAUUUAGCUGGAACAUUCUUUCAUUUUUGGAAGCGGGGGGCAGCUGUGACAGCAUCCACCUACGGCAAGUCCUCCAAGCAAUGGCAAUCGACUGGAUGGAGUGGCUACCGGGAGGGGGAAGCUUUCCCUCCUUUUCCUCUUGUUGCCCCCAAGAUCGCAUUCCAAGGGAUGUGUGAACAGAGGGCAGCGGUCAAGAACUGCGCAUGGUGCGCAGUGAUUCGCCUGGGAAGCCACGAUUUCAUGUUACCAGGACAUAUAACUGGGAGGGAAGGUGGAAGAGCAGGAUUAAAAGGUGUGACUCAGAGGAACAGAGACCAAAGUGUCUUCUAAGAGAUAUUUCAUCUCUAGGUUUGGAGGGUUGUUGGGGGAGGGCGAGGAGAGCAAGAUGUUUAUUUAUUUAUUUAUUUAUUUACUUACGUGUUUAUUUAUUUAUUGGGUGGAAUGACAUCGCUAUUUAUUUUCUCUUUUUUUAAGAAAAUAAGAAUGAUGAUGAUGAUGAUGAUAACUGUGAGAUUCUCUGCCUCUGAACUUUGGUCAAAAUUGAGCUAUGGGUGUGUGGUCUCCCUCCCUUUUAUUAUUAUUAUUACCAUAAAUCCCUGACUGGUUCAUGGUGUUCCCUUCUUCCCUGUCCCCCACCCCAUCAGUCUCACAGCUCACUGUGCUGCGAGGGCAGGAAAAAAGAGGUUUGUAAGUGGAUGAUGAUGUGAUGUUCGCUGGAAAUUAUUUCCCCUCCCAUCUCUGCAGUGUUAACCCUUGCACCCUUUGAACAGGAGCUGAGCACUUUUGAUAUAUGUUUUCUUUCCUGUUUAAAACUUAUUCUUAUUCUUAACCCAGAAAUCAGAUAGUUGGGGCCACGAUCCAGUUAGCACCUGCAAACCUCACAGAUUCCAAUGGGAAACUGCAGAGCCUAGGCUUAACUUUCUCCUAAGGGCAUCAAUAAGACUUAAAAGUGUUUUACUUUGUUCUGCACUUAUGGUAUCUAUUCAGAAGUAAGUCUAACUGAGUUCAAUGGGAAGCAUGUAGAGAACUGCAGACUAACAGGAGCUGGAUCAAGCCCCCUGACCCUCUGGGUGUCAUAACGUAAAUUUGAGCCAAAAACUUGUUUUGUGUUCUUUUUUUAAAAAAAAAGCUGGGUGGGAGGCAGAAAAUGUCUCUGCAAUGCUUUGAAGG
Podarcis lilfordi (Lilford's wall lizard) is the source of this 47223-nucleotide messenger RNA. The record is from the annotation of a GenBank genome assembly. NCBI's taxonomy places the organism in Eukaryota, Metazoa, Chordata, Lepidosauria, Squamata, Lacertidae.